This is a messenger RNA of Pelobates cultripes (western spadefoot toad), 52650 nucleotides long. Lineage: Eukaryota; Metazoa; Chordata; Amphibia; Anura; Pelobatidae. The record is from the annotation of a GenBank genome assembly.
UGACUAUUCCUGAUUCUUUACCUCUGUAUUUUAUCAGUAUCUAGCUGUAAAUGCUAAGAGCUAUUCUAUGUCACACGUCUGAAACGCUUCCCACUGAUAUUUGAGGAGAGGAGGACAGCUGGAUGAGACCUAUAUUUACCACAGUCCCUCAAUGUUUCAGUACCCGUAUGUCUGGGCACUAUGUCUAAAAUUACUUUUGGAUUUUCAAGCCUCUGAUCUUGAAACACAGCUCUGACUCUCCUGUAUGUGAAUUAGCACAGAAUCUAGAUCUGAAGGUAAAUAACUGGAUAAUAUAUCUUAAACUUAUUUUCUAUAUUUUUAUUAAGUAAUUGUAUUCCUUAUAUUUUAAUGUGUAGCCACAGAGUCUAAAUAUGUGUGUGAUAUGUGCCUACAUUCCAAAAUCUAUUGGUAUAUAUAGUUUGGUUUGGUGUUCCAUUUUGUUAAUACUGCAUGCAGUACUCCUGAAAAUUUGGAUAUAUUCAUAUUACAUUUUAUUACUAUCACUAGCUAAAAAGCCAGCGUUUCUUCAUAAUAAGAGCUGUUUGUUAAUAAAUAAAGCACAACGAGGGUCAUGUGUACAGUGUAAUUCCAUACCUCCCAGCAUUUCAAAUGUACAUAGAGGGACACUUUCAUUUUAGGGGUGUGAAUGGGAGUGUGGAGGGGCGGGGCUGUACUGAGAAGUUUUAGGUGACUUACUAAUUGCAACUAAAAUGUAAUUGAGAACAAGAAAAAGUAUCUUAUUAUACAGAUUUAUUUCUAAACACAUUUAUUGUAAUUUAAAGACACAUUACUGUGAGUAUUAUUGCUGUAAAGCUGUUAUACACUCAGACACACCAACAAUAUGGAGCUCCUAGAAAAGAGACUAUGGGAUAGAAAAGAGGGACAGAGGGAAUUGGACCAAAAAAUAGGGAUUGACUCUCCUAUAUGGGAACACUUGGGAUAUAUGUUACUCUGGUGCAAAGUUCUAAAUGUGGGACAAUCAGCAGGAACAUCCAUGGUCGUCAUGGUAAUAACUUCACUUUUUGAAAUUUGCUCCAGAAUUGCAUCUUCAUACAUAACCUCCUAAAGACCUCAAAUAAAAUGAGUGAAGAUAGAAAAUUAUUUCUUUAACAUAUUUUCUUUCAAAUACAAUGAUGGGUUUGUGCACAAAAUGUACAAAAUAAUUGCAUACAAUUACAUGUUUUUCACUAAAUACCAAAUUGUGAAAUUAAAACUGUAUUACAAAUUUUAUAAAAAAAAGAGCUGAACUGGAAGAAACGUUCCAACUCGGCUAUAAUCACAGCUUGGUAAGUUUAGAUAGAAUUUUGCCAUAUGAUUAUUAAUCCACUACAAUUCUGUUUAGUUAAAGGGACACUAUAGUCACCAGAACAACUACAGCUUAUUGUAUUUGUUCUGGUGAAUAAAAUUAGUUCCUUCAGGCUUUUUGCAGUAAACAAUGUCUUUUCAGAGAAAAGGCCAUGUUUACAUUAUAGCCUAGGGUUAACUCCACUGGCCCCUUCUCAGUUGGCUACUAGAAGUGCUUCCUGGGGCAGUGCUGCAAACUGUGCAGUACUGUCAUUCAGUGUCUCCACCCUCUGCAUAGAGACACUGAGCUUUUAUCAUAGAGCUGCAUUGAUGCAAUGCAUUUCUAUGAGAUUCUGCUAAUUGGCCAGUGCUGAGUUUGGCUUGUGCUGGCUCUGCCCUGAUCUGCCUCCUUGACAAGCACAGCCAAUCCAAUGCUUUCCUAUGUGAAAGCAUUGUGAUUGGCUCAGAACACCACUUUUGAUGUCAGCCAAGCAGGCAGAUUUGGAGCAGAGCCAGCAGCAGCAGACUGGAAUAAAGGUAAGAGUUUGCAAUAUUUAAGAGGGCAUGGGGCUCAGGGGGGCUAGAUGGUGGUUUUAACACUAUAAGGUCAGUAAUAGAUUUGUGUUCCUGACCCUAUAUUGUUACUUUAAUGUGUUAAAGUGGCCAAACAAACAAGAUCCAUUAGACCAUUUUUCAAGUUCAAAACAUAUUGCAGGUUGCAUAAAAUCAUAAAAUAUUUAAUGGUAGCACUAUAGAUCCAGAACGGAAGCAAUGUUGGGAACUUUAAAGCACUCUAUGAAGCGUUUUAUUUCAUAUUGUAGGUAUUCUUCAGUAGUUUCUUUCUUUUAGUAGAUGCAUUCAGUGAACUGGGAGCUUUGUUGAGAUGAAAAUUGACAUAUAAAAUAUAGGCCAUUAAAAUCAUCUUAGAAAUAGAGGACAUGUUUUAAGGGACACUCCAGGCACCCAGACCACUUCUGCGCAUUGGAGUGGUCUGGGUGCCAACUCCCAUCACCCUUAACCCUGAAAAUGUAAUUAUUGCAGUAUUUAUAAAUUGCAAUUGUUACCUUGCAGGGUUAAGUCCUCCUCCAUUGGCUGUCUAUCAGACAGACACUAGAGGGACUUCGGGGUUCUUAAAUGAUUUUUUGGUUGCUUAAACGAUGCUUGACGUCCUCACGCUCUGCAUGAGGACCUUCACCGUGGCCAGAAUCCCUAUUAUUGAAUAAUGCUUUCCUAAUACAUGCGCAGCCAUUGCCUCGCAUGCGCAUAGGUCUCGGGAUGAGCGUGGGCGGAGCAUGACCCAGCGCCGAAUGACAUCGGCGCUGGAUUCAGGUAAGUGUCUGAAGGGGUUUUAACCCCCUCAGCAACAUGAGAUGAAGAGCAGGACUUCUAUAGUGCCAGAAAAAUGUGUUUGUUUUCCUGGCACUGGAGAGUCCCUUUAAUUUUGGCCUAAAUUAAAACUCAGGAGUCAAAUCAUCACAACUGACUGUUUAGUGAAUAUAUCACACAUGCAUUAUAACAUUUGCCUUGGCCGUGAACAAAAUAUAGUUCACAUCUAGUACCAUAAGUACUUUAUUAAAACAUCAGCUAUUGUCCUGUCUCUCAAGACUGGGGCCUAUAUACCUAGAAUUCUAUUUAAUUCACUGCAUUACAUAAUCUUCACAGCAGUGAGCUUCUAUAAUGCUGAUAAUUUGCCAAAAGGGCAAAAUUCAGUGUUGAUAUACAAAUGGAAGCUGUAAUUGAGUUAAAACCGCCAUUCCUCUUGUGAUUGGAGCUCUGAUAUGUAAUAUGUGUGACAUACCGACUUCAAUAUUCAAAUAUGUAUUUUAUAGUAUUGUGAAAACCUCUUGAAAAAUGCAUUUUUAAAUCAAUGUAAGCACAUGUAUGCAGUGGUGUAUCCUGGUUUUGUGCUGCCCCACCCGCCCCACCUUCUAACUACACAGACACACACACACAGUCAGACACAAACACACACACAGUCAGACACACACACACACAGUCAGACACAAACACAGUCACACACACAGUCAGACACAAACACAGUCACACACACAGUCAGACACAAACACACACACACACAGUCAGACACAAACAAACACACAGUCAGACACACGCAUACACAAUCACUCACAUUAACACUUUUUUUUUUAUUUAACCCCCCCAGCCUCCUUACCUUUGGGAAUGCUGGGGGGGUGUGGGGUUCUCUCUCUCCCUGGGGGUCCAGUGGCUGCCGGUCGGGCUGAUGGGUUGGCUGCUGGGCGGGCGGGUGGCGAGGGAGCACUUCCUCUGAGCGGUCUGCUCAGCUCCCUCGCGCGCCGCAGAGUGAGGCUUGGAGCUGGAAGAUGACGUCGUAUUCCAGCUCCCAUCGGCGCGCGAGGGAGCUGAGCAGACCGCUCAGAGGAAGAGCUCCUUCGCCAGCCGACCACCAGCCAGCGCCGCCCAGCGCCCAGCAUGUCAGUUAGCCGCAAGGCUAACUAGGCAUUUGCCCUGGGCAUUUGGGGGCGGCGUUUUUUGCCAACCCCUGAAAAAUGCCGCCCAAGGCAAAUGCCUUGUUUGCCUUGCGGCUAAUACGUCCGUGCGCACACAGUCAGACACACACACAAUCACUCAUAUUAACACUUUUUUAAAAUUUUUUAUUUAACCCCCCCCAUCCUCCUUACCUUUGGGAAUGCUGGGGGGGUGUGGGGUUCUCUCUCUCCCUGGGGGUCCAGUGGCUGCCGGUCGGGCUGAUGGGUUGGCUGCUGGGCGGGCGGGGGAGCACUUCCUCUGAGCGGUCUGCUCAGCUCCCUCGCACAUCUUGUUUGCCUCGCGGCUAAUACGUCCGUGCAUGUAUGUGGUUUUAUGUAAUUUCAUUAAAAUGCUUUCAACUGGUCUAAAAUAUAUAGAUACAAUUGCAUUGUUAUUAAUAAGGGCAAGCAUAGUUACAAUAUGACUAUUAGUAUUGCUUUUGUAUUUAUUUUUUUAAUCCUUUUUUUUUUAGCCCAGAGAGAAAUAAACAUAGAACAAUUAUUCUGCAUUUAAUGAUGGAUUCGGAUGUACUUGACACAUCUGAAGUCUUCAGUCCAGAAGAUACUGACACAGUUAACCAUGAAGAGGGGGGACAAUAUGAGAUUGCACAAGAGGACAAUGAACCAGAGCCUGAGGGCCUGACAUUUUAUCACACAGAUCUGUAUGAUUCCCAGGGGAGAUUACAACUAUUUCCUGAAGAUUUUAACCUGCAUCAGGCAGAAGAAAAACUUAAUCAACAAGUGGUUGUAGAAAAAUGGACUUUUAGUACAGAGCAGGCACAAUUAAAUUUACAAAAAGAAGUGGAUGAACUGGCAAAACAAUAUGGACUUUCUGAAGACAAAGAAGAAGAAGAAUUAAUCCAGUUUUUCCCACAAACGACAUUCAAACACCCAGAUCCCUCGUUACCUAAAUCUACAAAUCCCUAUACACAAAAAAUACAGCCAUUUUACAAACAAAACAUAAGCCCUCAUGUCCAAGAUGCUGAACUGAAGGUUAAGAAAGAAGGGCAUUUUCAUGAUGACAAAGAGAUUAAAGAAGAUAGCAAUCUUAAAAAUGAUAGAGAGUCUCUUGACAACAAAAAUGAUGAAAGAAACAUGGAACUGGAAGACAAACAUUUUGAUAACAAGGGAGAACCUCUUCUAGAGCAGGAAGGCGAAGAAUCACAACCUAAACUUGGACACGUUGACUAUGUUGAUGGACAACGAGAAGAUGGACGUAAAGACAGACAACGUGAACAUGAUGAUGAAAACAGCGGAGACCACAAAGGCGAAGAACAAGAAUUUAAGGAAAAUUACUCAGACCAGAAAAGUAAACAUACUGACCAUGAUAAGAACCAAGCUUCCAUGGUCUCCACCGAUGAGAUUAGUGAUGGAAGUGAACUUCCUGAGUCUCCUGAUAUAUUCUGCAUCACAUGUAAAACCCCUGUCAGGGCAUUUGACAAGCUAUUUGGAUUUCACAAAGAUCACGAUGUCACACAAAUAACAGCUGCCGUUGACAACAUCAAGGUUUGACGACUCUAUAUUAUGUAUAUAAAAAUAAUUAUAAUUAUUGCCUAGUAAAAGCAAUAUAAAAAUAAAAGUUUGCAAAAAACAUUAGCAUAUAUUGGAUCUUAAAAACAACAGUUGGCUUUAAACACUUUGUAAUUGUAGUGAAUGAAUAUACCAUCUUACUCUAAUACUAUGGAUUGUUGUUUUUCUAAAUGUAUGAUCUUUAUUGAAGGUUUUUCAAUAUAACAUAACAGAAAAUGCAUCCAGAAAUAAACGGUUAAUUUACAGAAUAUACAACUAAUGUGUGUUAUACAGGCUGCUAUAUACUUCAGUAUUGUGAGAAUGUUGAGCAGUGCUUCAUUUAACUUCCAGGAGCCUCUGAUAGUAUUUGUAUGCUAGCUGAGACCAGUGAUUGUAGCGUAUAAAGAUUUGUCAAACAUAAAUCUAUUCAUGAGUCCUGCUUGUGGCCUGCUGAGUAGUAAGUAAAGUCUUGCUCAUGUGGAUGUUGCUCUGUCCAAAUGUGAUGUAACUGGAAUAUGAUUAAAAGUGCUUGGAACUGACCACUCAACUGCACCUCCCCUGGAGCGGGAUGCUUAUUUGCAAGAUCCUUUUUGUCUAGAGCUUACUUACCUCGUUUAGGCAGUGGGUUAGGAAGUGGGUUUGCCAUGUGUUUGGAAUAUGAACAAAGAGAAGUUCAUUGUUAAGUUAGACCUGUUAGGAGCUAAAAGCACCCUUCUAAACCUUCUAAAUCCCUUGUAAAUAUUCAUAUUUCUGAUUCAUCUGAAAAAUUAUAGCCACAUUGAAAUGAGCUGCAUCUUUAAAGAGGAGGCAUUGUGUGGACUGUUUAGGCCUCUAGCAUUUAGGAACAAAGUCGAGACAGCUGGACAAGAACUGAAAAUCAUGACUGUCCUGAUGAAAUUGGGACGGUUGGUAGGCAUGUAAUUUGGAAUGCUUAUCCAAGAAUAUUAAAUCAGGGCCUUUAUUCGGUCUAGAGUCUGAUCUUCUGGGUAUGUUUAACCCACUUCUGCAAAGGUUAAAGUGUAAAGGUAGGACAAAAUUGGGAGGAUUAGAUGAAAUCAAAGUUCUCGCUUUAGAGGCUCAGUUCUGCUCAGAGCAGAGGUUUCUGGGAAUUGUAGUUACGUUAACAGCACUAAGUUUAAAUAUAUACCAUAUAGAAACUCUGAAAGCAUAAUUAGAAGGUUUAGAAUGUUUAGUUGUACAUCCAAGGGACAAGUACAAAUGUGUUAUAAAGCACUGUAGGUUAGGAAGUAGGGCAAAGAGGGAGCUGUACAAAGGUACUGUAGCCAACAAGAAGGAAGUAUUUAAGAAUGGGAAAUGUUGGACAUGAGAGGCAUGUUUGGAAGAGACAAAUGUUUGGAAGAGGCAGCAAAACAUCCUCUUAUAUAAAAAAUUAUACAGAAAAGCAGAAUUUUAGAUUUAGAACAGUGACUCCCUUAAAUGUAUAAGUAAAAAUGUAACUGAUAUAUAACAAAGUAUGUUAUAUACAUAGAUCUAUUUACAAAUACAUUUAUUGAAGUUUAAAGUCACAUUAAUGUGAGUUUUGUUGUUGUGUAAAUAUAUAUACACUAAUACACAGCACCAACAUAGAGUGCUUAGAAAAAGAGUGACAUUGGGAUAAAAAAGAGUUCAGUUGAUACAUAUAUUGCGAAAAUUUGAUUAACUGAAAUACUAAUAAAUUUCCAUUUGCCCAAUUAACAUACAUUAUUAAGAUUAUUCAAGUUAUAAUUUAAUUUGAUUCUAGGUAAAACUGUUGUUUGGCCUUCAACUCCUCCCUAACCACAAAAAUAAAAAUAUACUGGACAUCCUUUUUCCCAAAUAAAUAAACAGACUAUGUCCUUUGUUAUUCUAUAUGAUGAUUAUUAUUUAAAUGACAAAGAUUAACAUGGUUAAUAUAUCAUGCUAUCUGCUCAAGUAAAAUUAAGCUGAGAAGCACCAUAAAGACCAUUUGAUGAUGUUUGCCAAAGCAUGGGUCUAGUAAUGGCCUAUAUUUUUAAUCUCUGUCUAACAGGAAGAAAUACAUAAGAAUAUGACAAAAUUGGAAGAACAAAUAGUACAGAUGGAGAAUUUUGCAAGUCAUCUGGAAGAGAUAUUUAUAACAAUAGAUGUAAGUAUUAUGUCUAAGACCCGAUGAGCAUCAUGUUCUCAAGCUUCUGCAAGGUCACUGCUGGUACUCAGCAGGCAGUCUGUCACAUUAACAUUUUGUGAUAAUUACAGGAGAAUUUUGUGAGACAAGAGCAAAACGUUGAGAUGCACUACAGCGAAAUAAUGGACGUGCUUGCUCAAAAACACGAGGAUAAUGUGCAAGCUCUGGGAGACGAAAAAAAACUCAAGUUAGAAUCAUUGUUUGAGCAGCUCAUCGAUUCUGGGAAAAGUUUGGACACCUCUAAAGAUUUGAUGGAAACAAUCCAGAAUCUGUUUAAAGGAAAGGAGAAAGUGGAGUUUGUAAAGGUAAAGGUUGUGAAUAUUUGCAUCCGAUUUGUAGAGCUGAUGAGUUCUAGACAUGAAACAUAUGACAAAAAUCAGUGUCCGCUAACCUUGAUAUCCCAGAUAUUUGUGAACUCAGUUCCCCGUGAUGACAGCUGAGCAUUGUGGGAAAUUAAUUUCAUAAAUCAUUGAGGUUCUAAGGUUAUUGCACACUGACUUUAAUGGCCGUUGAAAUAGGCAACACAGUUAAGGUUCCUGUAACAAAGCAUAUUAAAGUAUUACUUACCGCCCAGGAUGUUUAAUUGUAUGUUGACUUAUCCCCUUUUUUUAAAAACAAAUAUUUGUUUGUGAAGUAUGAAAAUCCAAAAUGUUGUAAUUAGCUCUAUCCUGGAACUGCCUGUUGCAGUUCAAUGCCUGUUUCUGUCACUGAAUAUAGAAAUUGGCAGAGGAGAAACAAACAAAAUUUCUGUUUCUAAUCCUCCAGAGCAGCGUGUGCCUUGAUUGUGCCAGGACUGAACUGGAUUGUAAUGUUCUUUUACAUUUUUUAAAUGGAGUAUGACACACACACAAAAAAAUAUCAGUAAUUUUCUGUUUUAUUCUAAGGUAAAUUUCUGACGAAAUGACUGCUCCCCUUGAAAUCUUGCACUAAAACAGAGUAGCUUGUCAAUUCUUUUAAAAGAAUUUAAAAAAAAAUUAUGUUAAAAGACUCUUAUUUUGUUAUGUAUGUUCUCAUUAUAAACAAUCAGUUGAACAACAAUGUGCAAAAUGUAAGUAAAAAUAUUCUGGUAAAUAAUACAGAGUUUUUGGCUCAGACUGGUUGCUUUGUUAGAGAUGAUUUGAGAUAUUUUCUACUUAAUAUUUGCAAGUGAACACUCAGUUAUGUAAUUAAUUAUUCCCAUUGGUGACAUUACUGUAAUACAAGCAAAGGAGUACUAUUCAAAUAAAAAAGAGAAUUUGCACAAUUACCAGUUAUAUGUAAAGGGACAUUACGUACCAGAAUAUGUUACAUAUUAUAUUGUAUAAUAUAUGUUGUAUAAGUGUAUUUGAGUAAAUAUUGUAUAAGAGAAGGUGAUAGUAAUAAGUGUUUCUUUUUCUUUGUCUGCAGACUGCGUUAGACACAACAAACAGGUAAUGGCCUUGAUUUUAUGUCUCUGAAUAUAAUCCAUUUCUUCCAUGUAUUAAGUCAGAUAUGUGGAGUAUGCUACACCACGUUUAUCAUUGAAAUGGGUUAAAAUGGGCGCGUUUGCGUUAACAUAAUAGCAGGGCCAGUGCAAGGAUUUUUGCCGCCCCCCCCAUAUGUCCUGCCCACCAUGUGACAUCACAAUACCCCACCCAUAUGCUCUGCCAUAUGGGCCAACGCCAGUCUUCACAAAGUGUCUUUUAUCUGAAAAGACAGUGUGUUUACAUUGAAAAGCCUACAGGAACAGGCUAUAGACACCAGAACCACUACAUUAUGCUGUAGUGCUUCUGGUGACUAUAGUAUCCAUUUAAUGUGAGGUAAAUUAGAGAUUAGUGCCACUAAUAAUAUAUUGGAUUGCCUACUUACCACCAGAUGAGGACAAGAGGCUGAUGAUGGGCUCUGUCUGGCUCCACAGGUUUGGUGUAGAAGAGGCUCUCAGGAGACUGUUUUUAACAGUGCUCACAACAAUUAACGAACAGGAAGCAGCUCCAUUUUUUAGGGCCCCUUACACAGCUCAGGGUCUGGGCCCCCAGGGCUUGACCGUGAGUAUGCCUACAAUGCCCACCCAUAAAUCCAGCUACAUGGCCCACCCAUGAGUUCUCUCACAGGAAGUGGAGUGUAUGUGUGAGGGGAUGUUUUAUGUGUUAUUGUAGAGGAUGCAAUGUGUGUGUGUUCUUAUAGAAUGUAGUGUAUAGGGAUACCAAUUUCUGUAAGGGAUGUAGUGUGUUUAUAGGGGAUGCAGUGUGUGUUUGCGUGUAAGGAAUGCAUUGUAUGUUUCUGGGUGUGUGUGUGUAAGGGGUGCAAGGUGUGUUUCUGUGUAUUUAAUUGAAUGCAGUGUGUGUCUGUAAGGGGUGCAUUGAUUGUGUAAGAGAUGCAUUUUGUUUCUGUGUGUAAGAGAAUGAGUGUUUGUGUGAACUUAAGGGAUGCAUUGUGUGUUUCGGGUGUGUCUGAGUAGGAAUGCAUUGUAUGUUUCUGUGUGUGUGUGUGGAUGCAUUGUGUAUGUGUGUAGUGUAAAAGAGAGGGUUUGUGGGGUAGGAUAGGGACUGAGAGGGGAGCUGCUCUUUAUUUUUUUAUUUUAUUUUUCAUAGUGCUCUCCCCCCUGUCAAUUAUUGAUUUCCCCUUCCCUCCUGUCCCUCCGUGUUCUCCCCUUCUGUCUCUUAGUGCUCUCCCUUGGCCCCCUGUAGUCCCCCCUUCCCCCUUAGUGGCCCUCCCUCUCCCAAACCCCUUAGUAGACAUUCCCCUCCUCCCCCCACCCCCUUAGUGGUAAUCUCCUCCCCCGUGGUCAUUAUCCUGUUCUCCCCCCUUAGUGGUCCUCCCUCUCCCAAAACCCUUAGUGGACCUUCCCCUCCCUCCCCCUCAGUGUUCCUUACUCCCCACCCCCUCCCCUGUGUUCCUUCUCCCCCCCUUCCCCAGUGGUUCUUACUCUCCCCAGUGGUUCUUACUCCCCUCUCCUCCCCUAGUGGUCCUUACUACCCCCAUCCCUCUCCUCCCCCAGUGGUCCUUACUCGCCCCAUCUCUCUCCUCCACCUGUGGUCCUUACUCCCUCCCUCUUCCUUCAGUGGUCCUUACUCCCUCCUUCUCCUCCCCCAGUGGUCCUUACUCCCUCUGGUCCUACUCCCUCCCUCCACCUCUGGUUCCUCCCUCCCCUGGUCCUACUCCCCUCCCCUGGUGGUCCUACUCCCCUCCCUCCUGGUCCUACUCACCCUCAUGGUCCUUACUCCCUCCCUCCUGGUCCUACUCCCCCCCUCCCCCCCCCUGUGUUCCUUACUACCUCCCCUUCCCCUGGUGUUCCUUACUCCCUCCCCCCUGGUCCUUACUCACCCUCCCCCCUGGUGGUCCUACCCUCCUCCCCUCCCCUGUGUUCCUUACUCCCCGUCCUUACUCACACCCCCACACCCCUCCUGCCUAUGUAGCGUGGCCGGGCGGCGCGGAACGCGGGACAGGAACUUCUGUUUCCUGUUCCUGGCCGCCGGCGGACUGAAGGGAAGUGCUCACUUAGUGAGCACUUCCUGUCAGUCAACCGGUGGCGGGGUACAGGAAACAGAGGUUCCUGUACCGCGUUCCACGCCGCCUGGCCACGCUACACUGAGAGACUGGCGGGAGGGAGCGCUCUGCGCUUCCCUCCUGCCGGUCACUCAAAUCCGCGGUGACUCCGGGCGCAGGGAUCCGGCGCCCCCCUGUUAAGGUGCGCCCUAGGCGGCUGCCUAGGUCGCCUUACAGGUAGCGCCGGCCCUGCAUAAUAGCAGAGCAAUGGGUGCCAUGAAAUAUGGCUAUAACUAAGCUUGUGGUUCCUUUCUCUGGAGCAGGAUAUCUAGAGUGAUUAUAGCGUUAUUCUCGAAACUCGGCACAGUUCUGAUCAAGUAAGCAGUUCCAGAGUGAUUCAGGGUAUCUCCCGGUCAAGUGCUUAGUGUUUAGGAUGAGCCAAGGCGGCCUCCAAAGAUCAUUAAAGCCGGCUAGGAAGUCCGGCUAAGCAUCCUGGAUGUUCAGCGGGUGAUGGCACAGCACAGGAAGGUGAGCCGCGUGAUUUUAACUCUUUUGGGGAGGGUUUGUCUUGGAGUCCUGCACCAAUUGUCAUGGUGAUAGGACCAGCCCAUCACAAACAACAUCUGCAGAACUUUAUAGGAGCGCAUUGGAGCCAUACAUCUGUCCACUUCCAGUUUACGCAGAACACUAGUCAUAAAUAUUACACAGAUACGAGAAAAAGAGGAGAGUCUUUAUGGGCCAUUCAUCAUAACAACACUUAUUUGCUUAUGUGACAAAAAUGUAUCAGGCAUUUAAAGCAGUAGGAUAUCAACUGCUAGAGAACUUAACAAAGUAGCACAAUAGACAGUGUUGAUCACGCAAUGUCCAGAAAGGUGUUACCAAUUUGCAAUCUUAUUAAUUCAUUUAUUAAGGUGCCAUGUUUUGUAAAGUACAUAUUCAUUUCUGUUUGCAGAUUGAAUGCAUAUUUAAAUAAAGAUUUGGAUUUAAACAUAUCAACAAACGCAGAAUUCAAAAACAGCAGUGUAGAUUUCUCUGAAGUAGAACAGCUUCUGGACUCCAUUAAUAUAAUCCCAGGUAAUGUUAGUAUGACAUUUUGCAAUCUCUCUCUAUCUACAUGUCUGUCUAUCGAUCUAUCUAUUUAUAACGAUGUAAUGUAAUUGAUUUAGAAUGCAAUAAUACUAAUAUCAAAUUAUUUAACCAGGAUGCUUACAUUUAGAUAGAAAGAAUAGAGAGAAGCUGCAGGUGGAUUUAGAAUUUAGCACCUCCCCAGGUCAGGAGUAACUGUGUCAAUAACUGAGAAAGCUUCACAUGCAGCCAAUGGGAUGCUCCCUCUGUGGUAGUAUUGCCGUAUUCCCUCUUUAUUAUUCAUACACUUAUAUCUAGCCUUGUGCUUGUUGAAACUUAGACCUUGAUUACAAUCCAGCCAAUAACAUUUAUUGGCAGUUUAUUGGCUCCCAAUAAGCCAUGGUUUUGAAUCAAUUUAAUUCCCACUGUUAAAGGCUUAUCGUGAGCUGAUAAAUAUUGUUUCAAAUAAUACUGAUUUUCAAAAAAUGCUUAAAAUUUUUAGUAUACUUAGCGAUUCAAUGCCAAUUAUCAAGGGCAUAAUCUGCGAUAUGAUGAUCAAAUGCCCACUAACAGCACUAAUAGCCAGUGGACAAAUAGUUUAAAAAGCACAUGAGUACAAGGGAGGUUUAACACCUCUCCCAUGCCCCCACCUACCAUACCAUGAGUGGGUGCAUGUCUGCUAAACAGUUAGCAUCAAAUGACUGCUCGCCAUAAUAAAAGAUUAUUGCUAUUGCUCCCACUCAGUAUUAGUGUGCAGAUGGGGCGUUUUAUAGGUCCUCCCAUGCCCACUGUGGGUAUCCGGUGAGGGCUGUAAAAUAAAGAGUGUGUUGGACAGAUCACUGGCCACAAGAUAUGCUAAUAAUUCAAUAAUAAAGUAGGGGGACAUAGUAUCCCACUAUGCACACUCCCAUGGCCAGCAGAUGGGGCUAAAGGGACAUCGGCACUGAAUUCUGGUAAGUGAAUUAAGGGGUUUUAACCGUUUUCCACUUAAUAUGCUCGACAGAAACAAUUAUACAAUUCUCAAUCCACUUCAUAUUGGUUUCGUCUCACAAUGUUACUAUAUGUCCAUUUCAUUAUUAAAAGCAUUCUGAACACAAAACACUCCUGAGUAACACAUUUGUACAAAACAAAGACUUUAUUGUUGAAAGUCCAAUAAUAAGAACUAUAAAUGCUAUACAUGAAAUAAUUUUUAAAACUGAAAUAUAUAUAUAUAUACAUAUAUAUAUAUAUAUAAUGCCAAAAUACCAGAGUAUUGCAAUAUGCAAUGAUACAGUAAUAUGGCAUAUUGUCUACAGGACUAAUACGGCUAGUCCAAUCAACACUACUAUAUAUCAGUCAAGCCAUAAGACUUGCUUUUCCCACAGAAAUCACAAAUCUGCAGUGAUGACAAUUAAUUGGUAGUAACAUCACUGCAGAUUUGGGAUUUCUGUGGGAAAAGCAAGUCUUAUGACUUGACUGGUGUGCAGAUUUUUGUUUAACAUUGUAUUAACUAUCUACAGACUGCAGGUGGAAGGGGUUUUCAAUCACAUUUUAACCCCCUCCAUAACCUUUUUGGUUUAGCUUCCCUAUGUAUAUAUUAAAAUGUUUGUAAGCAGCAAAGGGAAAUGCAAGCGUAAUUUCUGUCACGAAUCAGACGAGAGACACGUGCUGGAAUGCACUUGUCAUUGCUGGUCAAUGAAAUGAAAGGCAUACAUCAUUCAGAAAUGCUGCAAUUGGAUGGACAAUAAAGGGGGAACCUGUGGGAUGGCAGGGAGGGAUAUUUAAAUAGUCGAACUGAACUUUAUAUCACAUCACUAAAGGAGGACUUAAUUUCCAUUAUUCAAGUAUGCCCUGAAGCAGUCACCUGAAGUGAUGAAAUGCAUCGGUGACCUCAUCACUGGUGCAGCUGAUUACAUACUUCUUUUAUAUGUUAUUACGUUACGUAUAUAAUAAAUGUGCUAUUGAUUUUAUUUUUUGGGGGUCCUACAUAUUUGUAUCUCAUUUAAUAUUAUUGAGGUUAUUAUCCUUAUUCUGUUGAGGAUUGAUGAUCCAUGGAGAUAUAAAGAAAAGUAUUAAAGGCCCUCUAAUACUUGUGUGUUGCUGUUUAUCCCUUUGUUCGUUUGUGCAUAUUGGAUCUACCUGGGACCUGGGGAGUCCCUGGAAACAGCCAUUCUUGAUAAGUAUAUACUCAUAUAACUUACUGUGAGCCACUGUGAUUUCUAUAACUUGUUAGAUACCCCAAGUCCCCUGCUCAAAGCAUUCUUGCACAAUGUAAUUUAAUGAAACUGUAGUGGGAUAGUUCUGAAACGUGAAUAUAUGCAAAAAUCUAGGUGAAAGCAUCAUGGUGAUUGAGGCACACUACCCGGUCCAGGAGAUCUCAUAUUGAGUCCUUUCUAGCUUGGGCCCAAACACUCUGUAGAUUCUCCUGAGAAAUCACUGAGAUCAUCGGGAAUAUCUGUAUGCUUAGGUAUUGAACACAGUCUUGUUUCUAGUCAAACUCAUAUGUGUCUCUAGUGAUAGGUUCACACCUAACGCCUGAGAUUUAGCAGUGUUCACUUUAUGGUGUGAUACAUUACCAUAACUUCAAGGGAUCUUGAAGCAUUAACAUGAUGUCAACUGCAAACAUGGUUAUUUUUUGCUUUGCCUUUUAUUGUAUCUCAAAUUCUUUAAUUUUAGUUACAGACCUAAUUUUGCUUGCCUAUGGUUCCAAGUGAAGCACAUAGAAAAGUGUCUUGUGCCAUUGCUUAUCUCAAAGCUCUCAGACAGGCAUACCAAGGUACGAACUCAUGCCACCUGGGCUCACAUAUCCCCCAUACAGCCAGUUGAAUGCCUUGUCCUCAUCCGAGGACAGGAGAAGACACUCGACCUUACCGUGGGAGACCAAGUCAAGAGGUCGUAUGAUGCCUGCUGCCUUUGUACAAACCCCACCUGGUCGCUAUGCACCCCUUGAGGCCCCUGCCAAGAAUUUAGGUCUUAGAUUGGCACACCUAGUAGGCAGUUUACUUGGUUUUGGGUGAAGGAUGUAGGGGUUUAAUAGUAUUGUGAGAUAUGGCAGCAGGGUUAAGGAAACUUCUUAUAACAAGUAGCUGUGUAGCCAUCUUGCCUCGGCAAUUUCCCAAAUUGUAAGGAUUUGAUAGCCUUUUCUACUUCAUCAGUGGUGAUUGGUGCUGUGAGCAUAGAGGCUUGUGCCUCAGUUAUUCAGGGUAAAGUGAUCCCUUGAAAAAAGAACUCUAUAUCUCCUGGACUAGGUUGGUGGAUUUGCGUUCAGGAAAAUAUGCAUAGCGAUUUAUAGAAUUUUGCCAACUGCUGUGGGUCAUAAACCUUAUGGCCUUUGUCAUCAAGCAAAUACGGGAUAGAUUUAUAUGCUUCUAGUUUCCUGAGUUUAGUGGCCAGCAUACGACCUACUUUGUUGCCACUUGGGUAAAAUUUGUCUCUGAGUCUUAAGCAUAAAUUCAGUUUCCUCUAACUGAAAUGUAUGCAAUUCAUGUUUUAUCUGCUUUAGUUGUUCAUGUACCUUAGGUGUAUUGACUGCUUUAUGUGUCCUAUCUAAAUGUGCUAGUUGGAGUGAUCCCUGUCUUCCCCACCUUUGGAGGAUGUGUCUAUAGUAGGGUACAAUAACAUAUUAAAGUCCCCAUAAAAGAUUACAUUGGCUUCUGACGAUAUGUUCUCUCUGUAAUGGCACAAGAUGAGCUAAAACCCACCGAAGUUACUGCCCGUUCUCAGAAUACUCUUGCAACCCGUUUUUUGCUCUCUGUAAGUUUAAAGGGUAAUCCAGACAUGGACCCCUUGCUCACGGUGCCUAGACAGCUAUCAGCUAUGCCUCCCUGAUGAUGCCUAACAAGGCUGAAACGAUCGUCUGGGGUUACUGUAUCUCUCGUGCAGAGAGAACUUGCUGGCAUUUCGGAUCUGGACUGCCCGUAUGGGUGGGACCAGUCUGAUAUGCUUCAGAUAUGUUCUCUCUGUAAUGGAACAACAUGAGCUAAAACCAGCUUGGGUUCUGAGCGGGGACCCACCGAAGGGCACGCUAUUUAAGUUGCUGUCCGUUCUCAGAAUACUCUUGCGACCCGUUUAUUGCUCUCCAUUGUUUGGUAAAUAGACAUUAAUUGUGCAGGAGAUAAUGUUAAACCUUCCUUUGGCAUUAUUUUUAACUGAUAAGUAUCUGCACUGGAGGGAGUGUUGAAACAGUACAGAUGUGUUUCCUUUUGUAGUGUAGUUAAGCGAAUGGAAGAUGUGGGGCAAGAGUGUGUAUUCUAAAUAGGGCACUUUCCCUCAGGCGAAAUGUGUCUCUUGGAUUUAAACUCUUGGAAACAUACUGUAAAUUUUCCUCCUGUUUACUUCCUCCCAGAAAACUCUGCAUUUGUGGUGUUAAGUCCACCCAGUGUUUAGUUGCAGCUUCAAAAAUCUGACCUCUCGUUGUAUGAGUACAGAGAUGUUCAGAGGUGUCACAUAAGUGUAAUGUCUGCUCAUAAGUGACAUUUGAGAAAAUAUUUGUAAAUUCCAAAACAUAACCAAAUAUUUUGUAUGAACCAAGACCUCUGUCCAAUAUUGCGGUUCCACAUGGAUGCUAUAACCCAACUUGUGACAUAUAUUUUCCCCAUGACCAAAACCAAAGCCACCCUGUACAUUAAACAGUAAGAAUAAAUCAGUAAAAUUAAUAAAAAAAUUAGAAACUGAAGUAUAAUGUAAAAUGAGAUACUCUAGAAAUCGCCUCCCACCAUAUUUGGAGGACAUAGCAGCUCAACAUUAAGAGAGAGCAUAGGGGCUCUAUAUUCCAGAGCAUAUUGAUAAAUCUUAAAUAGACUUCCGCGUUGUUACUUGACUUUUGGUUGCCUAACUAACGCUGGACAUCCUCACGCUUUGCAUGAGGACAUCCAGUGUCAUCUAAAACCUAAUGCGAGCAUUCUUUCAGGUAAGUGACACAAGGGUUUCUGCUCUGCAGGUGGGGGGGGGGGUUGAGCGAUCGAGGGGGCACUAUAAGGUAUAACUUUGUAUCCCUAGCCUAUAGUUUCCCUUUAACUAGGUGACUACAUAAUUAUAGUUAGAGAUCAACAAGCCUCAGUUGGGCAUAAUGAGGGUAAAGUAACGAAAACCAUAAUGGAACCAUUAUAACCCGAGGCCUACACUCUCUCAAGUAGAGAGGAAACUUGUAGCAGGUAUACACCAGUAACCUCAUAGUGACAAUUUUGGAGAUCUUGAGGUGGAGGGUACAAUCGACCAUUAAGGCACUCAACUUCACCUCCGAAGUGGGCUUCAUAGAUAGUAGUAUGUCCCACAUAUGGAGGAGCUUCGUACCCUCCACCGGCGUGGACACAGCUUUAGUAGACCCAUUACUAGUGAUGAGCAAUUUGUUGAGGUAACCCCCAUGUAGAUUAUUCAGUGUUUAUUCAGAGCCUGAGUCAGUGGAAGAAGUUCUGCCAGUCCAUAGUAAAUGAGGACAAAUCAGGCAUUUGUUGUAGAGCUGAUUAUUUGUCUGCGAGCACUUUUGUGGAACACACCACCAGGAAAAGCUGGGUCUUGUGUGUGAAGAAGUGUUUGCGGGCCAGUACAUCCCUAGAUGCCAUCAGUGGGGCCGCAUGUCCUUUAGACAAUUUGUGGAUUCCUUCCAUUAUAAAUUCCUCAUUAGUCAGUGUACACGGUAGGUCAUGUACAUACUCUUUGAAAUAAAUUUUGAGGUUUACAUUGGAUACUCAAUCAGGGAUUCCUUCUUGAGCAAUUUUAUGUUCUAGCCGAUAUGUCCUUUCUGGUAACCCCUUGUGUUCAUCCACCAGUGCCUUAUGUGAGUCAAUGAUGUUGUCCAUUUUUUUUUAUAGCUUAUCUGUUCUCUCACCCAGAUCCCCUAUAGAUUUGGCCAGUUCUGAGGGAAGUCUUGUGAGAUCAGACUGCAAGUCUCUGCGCAGGUCUUGCAACAUGAGUUUCAUUUUGUCUGAGGUCAAGAUGGCCUCAAGGCCAGAGAGUCGUCCGCUGUUGCCGCCAGAUUUUUACUGUGGUCCACGGGAUAGGGAUUUAAUUUAAGCUGCAUUUUCUUGGACUUAGUACGAAUUAUUGUUAACUGUUUUCCAGCUAAAAUAUUUUCCUUAAAAGCCAGUUUUUCAGCCACUUUAGUUCUGGUAUAUGAGGAGCUACAACCAUUGUUCACACACACCAAAUCAUGCCCCUGAGAUACAUUAUCUUUUAACAAAUGGAUCAAAUUUUAUUAAAUGUUUAGUUGACUUUAUGAAAUGGAUAAAAGUAAAUUAAUCCUAGUGGCAAACUCAUAAUGUACUGUGUAUUUCUCAAAAAAACAGUGGAUUUAAUUAGACAAGAUAGAAGUGAGGAGCAGGAGAUCAUUCUUCUUCAGUCACUCCAUGGGUGGCUUUUAUUUGCUUUUAUAUCGUAGCAUCAUUCAUCAACCUGAAAUCCUCAAUGAUUGUGCAUGACAUAACAUAGCAUUUAGAAAGCUCUAUAAUCCUUAUUUAUCUUUCUCUUUGCAGCUCCGUCGGCUCCUGUAUUAAACCCUCAGACUCCGAACUCCGCCACUGCCACCUCGCUACGUGUGUGCUGGAGCCUCUUCUCAGAUGACACUGUAGAAAGUUACCAUCUGUACUUUAAACCUGUAUCUGAUGGAACCCCUGGAGAAGAUCAAGGAGGUAAGAGUUUAACCUAGAGGUGCAAAAGGAGCAUCAGACAUUUCAAUGAAUUACUUCUGAACCAAUAAAGAAAGCAUGUAUGUUUAUAUACAAAGAGUACAUACAAAGGAAUACUGUCACAGUUAGUAACAAUGUCGGUAUAUGUGUCUGCUUAUCUAUCUAGCUAACUAAGAUUUAUAAUCCUAAAGCAUCAAAUAUAGAAUGAAAUAGUAUAAUUUAAAUAAUCAUCUUCUUUUUUUUUCUUGGAGUUGUUUUAGGAUUUUAUGGCUAGCAUUAUAAUGAUUACAAAGGUUUUAGUGUAGAUAUUGAUUUUAAUGGCACAAGUUACUUGAAUUGUGUAAGUAUGUGCAUUUGAAUUGUAUCUAAUUAUAUAACUUGUGUUUCUCCUUUAUAUUACACACUGUUUCAUUUGCUUUUUAGUUCUCAUUAAAAGGACACUAUAGUCACCAGAACAACUAAAUGCAGUGGUUCUGGUGUCUAUAGCCUGUUCUUGCAGGCUUUUCAAUGUAAACACUGCCUUUUCAGAGAAAAUUGAUUCAAUGUAUCUCUAUGAGGAGAUGCUGAUUGCCACAGCACAUAAUUUUGCCGCCCAAGCACAAUACCCUCCUAAUGCUUUCCUAUGGGAAAGCAUUAAACUGGCUGAGAUCAUCAGGAUUGAUGAUCUCAGCCAUGGAGGCAGGGCCAGCUGUGGCGAGAACAGUGCAGCGGGGAAGUAAAGCUGAGUAAAAUACCUUUGCAAUCUGACGGAGGCAGGGGACCUACACACCCACUCCAGGACUAUAGUGUUAGGAAUACAUGUUUAUAUUCCUAACACUACAGUGUUUCUUUAAUGUAAACUCAACAGAGGUCUAUGUACGCUCUGACUAUGCUUUGCUUACACUCUUUAUUGAUAUUCCAUGCUUGGCAACACUUUCUAACCAGGUGAAACCUCCCCUGUGACACUGACUCAUUGGCGUCAUUGCCAUCAUGCUGGAAUCCUGACAUUGUGACAUCAGUCACUCCAUUCCUAUACUCUCUCACCAGUGCCAGCAAAGUUAGCUGCGGAGUUCCCAUAGCAACCACAGCCCAUACGCUGUGGUUGCUAUGUGUGAACAGCAGAAGGGGCUCCUGUUGGAGCUCUCUAUGGCACUCAGUUCUUCAUCAUAGACUCUGUGCUGAAGAAUUGAUUGACAAGUGAUAGAAAGAGCUAUUUUAUAUAAGGUUUUUCUUCCAAUCUGUAUAUUUCCUAUCAAAUCUGAAAUGGUAUGCUCUUCAACAAAAGCAGGUUAAAUUUACAUGAUAGGAACCCUGUUAGUGCAAAUAACACAAAACACAUUAAGGCUUGGUUUACUAUGCAUUUUCCAUUUUGUUUGUUGCAGCUUGAACUUUGUGUUUAAUAAAUAGACAUGUGCAAUUUGUUUUGUUACAAAUAUACAUUCGGACAAAUUUCGUGCAUUUCGGUAAUUCGGAUGCUUACAGAUGUCCGAAGUUCGAAUUGCCGAAUUUUCGAAUUGCCAAAGUCCCGAAUUUCUGAAGUGCCUUACCAAACUGAAUUGCCAAAGUGUAUUGGAUUUCUGAAAAGUGGCAAAAUACGUGGGUAGGGUUAGGGGUUAUGGUUGGGUUUAGGGUUAGGAGCAAAACAAAUGGUUAGGGUUAGGUUUAGGGUUAGGGUCCGAAUUGCCAAAGUUCCAAAUUGCCAAACCGAACCGAAUGCCAUUGGUCCGAAUUGCCGAAGCAGACUUAUUUCUUUACUUACCCGAAUUUCCGAACUGAACCAAACUUUUUGCCCAUGCACUAUUAAUAAAUGUUUGAUAAUGUUUGGACUGUCUAUAUAAUUUUUGCUGCUGAGCAUUGCCAUUUAAAUAUUAGUAAACAGCCCUGUAGACCCUAGGGCAACACAGCUUACUCCGCUUACCUACCUUUGGCAGCCCUGUACAGCUAAGCAGUAAGUAACUGAGUGAGCCGUUCAAUUUUGGAAUAUUAGCCUUAAAGAACCAAUUGUUAUGAUGACAUAUAGACCAUCGUUGAUCUGUAUGAGGUUAAAACAGAAGUUCAUUCCCAAAAGCCCUCUCGGAAACAUCCAAUAAUAUCGGGUACUUUGGAUGUCUAGAAAACAUUUUUUAUUUACAAAGUACUUCCAACUUUUUUUCCUUCUACCUUAAUCUUCUACAGGUCAAUGAAGAACAUGCAGAUUUUUGUAUUUUCUCUUAUUUUUGUUAUAUUACUUUCCUUGAACCCAAAGCUGAAAUUGUUACUAAAACAACUUUCUAUUUAGCUCUCUGCUUACACAGAGACCUCUCGUACUCAGUCAUCUAAUGCUUCAUACCCUCAUAGGCAGCAAUGUCUCUUGUUCCCUUUGCUGUCUAAUUCCAGCUUUCUCUCCUACUUUUAGUAGCUUGACUUGUUAUCCUUCUCAGAUCAAUUUAUUCUGAAAUACAAGUAAAUCCUGGGGUAAUCUCUGCUAAAAUUCUAAAGUGUGUCACCUAACUGGUCUUGGGUAACAGAAUGCAAUAGUCAGCCUUUAAAGUACAGUAUUUUCUGUAUUUUGGAUGUUGAUUCUAACGAAAUCCCAUCCUAGAUAUUUGCAAAAUAAACAAUCCAAUGGGCAAAUACAAAUGGCUACAAAACAAUAUAUUACUAUACACUAUUUUGGUCAAUAAAUAUAUACUAUUUUGUGUGCUAGUGGGGAUUUUUACAUUUCAGCCCUCCCCCCCUUCCCCCUUUUACAAAAAAUAAAAUCGCCUCUGCUGAGGUGAUUAGGCUUAAAGACCAUUUUGUCUAGUCAAAUGCUUCUCACAGAAAAGCAAAGAGUCCAAUGCUUCUCUAUGAGACGCAUCAGAGGACCUUUGCAAUGCUUGAAGACGUUGAACGUCAAGACAUGGGCCAUUUUAAAAUGUAGAGCCUAUAUCUCAAUGUUUUUUAUAUUCCGCAACAUCGUUAGUUUCAGAUAAUGGGCUGAUGUUUUUUAAUUUUAUAUACAAUGCAAUAAAUGGAAUUUUCUUCUACUUAUUAUAUUUAAUAUCUCUUGUUAAAUUUCAUGAUUGCUGUCCCCAUUUAUCCCUUUUUUUUUGUUAUUUACCCUUUGCAUUAGUCGUAUAUUUCUUUAACCCCUUAAGGACACAACUUCUGGAAUAAAAGGGAAUCAUGAUGAAAUAUUUCCGUCAUCUGUCCUUAAGGGGUUAAAAUCUUUUUUGAAAAAUUCAAUAAAAAUUAUUUGAAAAGUACAAAAGUCUGACUCAAUUCUCACCGCGGAAGCACCAGCUAUUAAGGAUGCCAGUGUAACAGACACUAGAGGUGUAUUUAGGCCCACGAUGUAAACAUUGCUGUAUCUCUAAAAUGACAAUGUUUUAUAAUACGGGAGAAAAAUAGCAGGCCCACUGCAUCCAGACCACUUCAUUGAGAAGAAGUGCCCUUGAAACUUAUAAUGGUCCUUUAAUUACAGAUUGCAUGAAUAAUCAGUGUAGGCAUUAUUAAUUUCCGUACAUUAAAAGCAGCAUGGAUGUCACAAGAUUUCUUUUUCUUUUACAGAUAUCACGUACAAUUACAAUGUAAUAAAACAAAAUCAGAAUGGUUGUCUACUCUUCCAGUAUUUAUUAUGUUUUGUCUCUUUAUUGCAGAAUGCAUGAUACGAGCUAAGGAAACAUAUUGCACAGUGAAGGAUCUCAUGCCAAACACCCAGUAUGAAUUUUGGGUCAUUGCUAUCAACAUCACAGGUGGGAGUCCUGCAAGUGAACGGGCUGUCUAUGUUACAGGUGAAUAUCAAUAUUAAACCUGCUGACUUCAGUGUAAAGGAAAACACAGCCCGGUAAUGGUAACAUGAGCCCAGCGAGGUCUUGCUUAGAAAAUCAAACAAUCAGCAGUUUAUUCUAAUUUUACAGAAAUUAGAUUUACCUAUUCUUCUAGGUAAAGUGUCUUCAAGGUGGUAACACUUUUUAAUGUUCUAUAUCUACCAAAUACUGAGUUCAAUAUAAUUUCACACAAAACUUAAAGGACCACUAUAGUGCCAGGAAAACAUACUCGUUUUCCUGGCACUAUAGUGCCCUCAGGGUGCCCCCACCCUCAGGGUCCCCCUCCCACCGGGCUGGAUGGAGAGGAAGGGGUUAAACUUACCUCUUUUUCCAGCGCCAGGCAGGGAGCUCUCCUCCUCCUCUCCUCCCUCUUCUCCUCUCUGGUGUCUUCUCACUGUGAUUUUCACAGUGAGAAACGCGGAAGCCCUCUAGCGGCUGUCAAUGAGAGGCUGGAUUAACCCUAACAUAAACAUAGCAGUUUCUCUGAAACUGCUAUGUUUAUAGAAAAAAGGGCUAACCCUAGAUGGACCAGGCACCCAGACCACCUCAUUAAGCUGAAGUGGUAUGGGUGCCUAUAGUGGUCCUUUAAAUCGCUUCAUCAGGCAAAUACAUUUAUAUUAAAGGUUUCAGUCUUAUAUUCAUUUAUUAUAUAAAGAGGCAAGAGAAUUAAAUAUAUUAUAUACACAUAAGAGAGGAGAAAACACCCAUGAACAAUUCAAAUAGAGAAUGUAACGAUGAGUGAAAUUUUUGUUUAGUGGGCCAAUGUUAGAUAUUACAUAUAAAAUCAAAAAUAUAGAAUUUUAUCAUAAUAUUUAGCUUGCGGAUUCCAUCUAAAUGUUACACAAUAAUCUGUCUUAUUCACUUAUCUGAACUAGUGAAAGGACACUCCAAACCCUCAUUGUUAAAGAAUUGCAUAGACAAUUAAAUAAAAUAAAGCAAAUCAAUUUGAAUAAAAAAGAUACCUUUUGAAUUUUCUGCCACGAGCAUAUAACGCAGGUUUUUUUUUGUCUAGUCGUACUAGAACAUGGUGCUAAUAUACAUAUGAUAUGAUUAUCUGGACACUACAGUAUGGAAGUGAACUUAAGGUGAAAAAGCUUUUUUUGCAAAAAUCUGCGCAUCAUGGAGUAAUUAACAGUAAUGGAUUCCAUGGUGUUCUGCGAAAUGCGUUGUUGCAAGUUGCUUUUGACUAACCCUCAAGAAAUGUUGUAAAGGCAUUUGCCUACAAAAGUUUAAAACCUACCGUCAGGAAAAUGUUCUCAUGAUAACAAAGAAAAUAUUUUGAACACAUAUUUUAUGUGAUUUUCCAGCCCCAUCACCUCCCAUUAUUAAGAGUGAAGUAUGCAGUAGUUGCGAGAAUGCAGCCCUAAUCUGCUGGGAUUCAGGGAACAUCAAUCCAGUUGAUUCUUAUACGGUUGAAAUAUACAAUGUGACAAAAGGAGAGAAUGAAGCUCUUCUCACAGAGUAAGUAUUGUGUCCAUGCGUGACAGCUUGCAAUCAUUGACUCGAGGGGGGGGGUCAUUUUUCCUGUAGUUAAAUAUUAGUUAUUAAAGGAUAAUAUGUGGUAUUAUGUGCUUUGUAAAGCAAAGUAAGCAACCUUAAUGAUAUUUACUGACAUUACCAGAAUUAAUGUUCUUUAAUGACCACAUGGCCAAUAUGCAAAUAGUAACCACGUUGUUAUUAUAAUUGUAAAAUUAUUAUUUUUAUUAAUAUUUUUAAAGCACCAACAAAUUCCGCAGUGCAGUACGAGUGGAGUAACAGACAAGUAUUUGUAACAAGACGAGUUGGAACAGAGGGUGUUGAGGGCCCGAUUACAUUCUAGAGGGAGUGGGGCAAAGUAACACAAAAGGUAAAGGUGGGAUAUAGUUUAUGUAUGGGAAAAGUAGGUUGCUAGAAUAUUUUUUAAUGAAGGCUAUAUUUUAUUUUUAAUUUUGGAUGCAGUUGCAGGAGAGGAAGCAAGGUUCAGGGAGGGAAAACUGUUAACAGUUUAAUUAAUAUGCUAUCCUGAAGAAGUGGGCUUUUUAUAUUCUUUUUAAAAAAAUGAAGACUGGAUGAUAUUCUAAUGGAGCAGGAAGGGAACCCUAGAAAAUUCUUGAAGGUCAUAGGUGGGAGUAUGAACAGAGGGUAGACGCAGGUCUUCGGCAGAGCCUAGGGGGGCCUGGACAGGCCAUACAUGUGUAAGUUGGGAAUGCAUAAGAUCACUGAGAAGCAGAUUGCAGUAGUCAAGAGAGGAUAGUGGAAUGGACCAGUGCCUUACCCACAUUGCACGCUAUGUUUUUGAGAUAGAAGUGGCAGAAUUUGGCAAUUGACUGGACAUGAGGGUUAAAAGCAAGGUUGGAGUCAGAGAAUACCUAGGCUGUGAGCCUGCAAGUAGAGCCAUUGACCUGGAGAGACACAGACAUGGGAGUAGCAACACUUGAGGGAGGAAAGAAGUUAUGUUUUGUAUAAGUUAGAUUUAAGGAAGUGAUCAGCAGUUUGAAAUAGCACAGAGGUAGUCGAGACACAAAUCAAGAGGAAUGGAGAGAGAUCAGGAGAAAACAGAUAUGGCAUCCACAUAGAAGUGAUAUAGAUUGAAAACAGUAGGACAGAAUCUUGGGGAACUCUGACAGAGAGGGAUUUCAGAGAAGAUGAAGAGUCAGUGAAAGAAACACUGAAAGAGAGCUGGGAGAGGUAGGAGGCGAACCAAGAGAGAACAGAGUCUCAUAGACCGAUAUUACAGAGGAUGAGAAAAAGUUGUUGAUGAUCAACAGUGCCAAAAGUAGCAAAAAGAUCAAGGAGAUUUAGGAGUGACCAGUGGAUUUUGCAGCAAGAAAAUCUAUGAAUACUUUGGUCAGGGGAAUUUCGGCAGAGUGACAAGUGCGGAAUCCAGACUGAAGUGGGACAAGCAGAGAGUUGGAUUCAAGGGAAGAGGUCAAAUUCGCUAACACAACUCUCUCAAGGAUCUUGGAGACAAACAGUAAUAGUGAGAUAGGGCAGUAGUUGGAUAGGGAUAGGAAGUUAAGGUCAAGGUUGUGCUUUUUUAUUAUCACGGUUAUGGUUGCAUGCUUGGAGGGUGAAAGAAAUAUGCUAGAGGAGAGGGAGAGAUUGCAUAUUUUAGUGAGGCAUAGAGCAAGAGAAGGAGACAGAGCACAAAUAAAAUGUUAGGGAAUAGGAUUUACAAAACAGAAGGUGGGGCGGGAGGACCUUACCAGAAAUCUCUUUUAGCAUAGCGAGUGUGAGUGACCAUAGAACAGCGGAGGGAGUGGGGUUGGGGGAAAUAGGAGUAGGAAAGAGAUUAGAGAUCUUUUACCUGAUCACAGAAAUCUUCUCAGUGAAGAAAGUUGUGAAGUUGUAGAUGUCAGGUUAGUAGGAGGAGCAGUAGCAAAAUGGCAAAGAAGAGAGUUAAAAUGUGAAAGAGGUGAUUGGGUUCUUGAGAGAGCAUGGUUAUGAGGGUAUUGAAGUAAUCUUCUUUUGCAGAGGAAAGACCCAAGCUGUAUGAGCGUAGCAUAAAUCUAUAGUACAGGAAAUCACAUGUAGAAUGAGACUAUCUCCAGCAGCAUUCAGCAGUUCUGGAGCCUUUUUGGUGGUAUUGGGUCACUUUGUGUGCUAAGAUUGUAAUUGGGGUGCUUACAACAUUUAAAUGUACCUUUUAGGAUCUACAACAGUCUGAAUUCCUUGCAGCAUGGAUACAACAAGCUUCUCUAAACAAUCCUUUGGGAUGUUGGUCCAAGCUACCUACAUAUUAUCAGGCAGAUUCUGCAGAUUUUUGUCCAUACAUUCCUCUUCCUACUUCUGUUCCACCCAACCCCACAGGUUUUCUUUUUGCUUGAGAUCUUGGGAUAUGUCUGGUAAUUGGCAUAAAAUAAAGUCACCAUUGUGUUUUGGAAGAAAAUUACCCUGUUUUCCUGUUUUUUAUCCAAUAUUUCUGAACUCUCAUUUAAAUAGUCCCUCUCCAUCUAUCUCCCUACAACCCAGCCCCUCAAGCUUACUGCUUUGGAUUUACUUUUAUUAAGGUCUUACCUUUUCUUAGCCACAUCCAGUUUCUCUCCAAGUCCUGUAGAUUCCACCUUACAAUAUUGCCCACAUUCACCCCUUUCUAAUUUAAGAUAAGGAACUUGUUUUUCUACACAUUUCCUGACAUGACUAUUAUAACUCACUACUUAUCUAUAUCCAGAUACCUGCAUUGCACAAUAAUAUAUCAAUGUUGGCACUCAACUGGCUGAUGGUGCUGGUAUUGAGGUAACCCAGCGUGUAAAUACCUUUAAAAUUACAGAUUAUUAACCAAUCAACCAACCAAAACAGUUUGAAAAUUUAAGAACAGAUUAUGUAUUUGCAGCUUAGAAAAGGUUUUUUAAAAAAAUGGAUUUUUCAAGGGCUUGCCCAUUCCUAUGCAAUUUUCUACCCCGAUCCCUGAGACACUCGCCUAACCUUCAGUCAUUUACAAAGUCACUGAAAACACACCACUCUAAACCUAAUAUCUUUAUGGGUAACGUUUCUCUCAUUACAAUUGGCCUCGUCAGUUCACUCGCCUCCAAAGCCAGUUCACUAUCUCUUCUUCCACUGUUCACGUCUUCCACACACCACUUUUACUAGCUUAUUUUGACAUGGACAUCUUAUUCAUCAGUCCCUUCUCCCCUCUGAGAUAAUGUUAUUCCUCUUGUGUUCUUUACUCCUUCUUCAUAUAUUGUAAUCUCAUUUGAGCAUGGCCUUUUUCACCCCAGGUAAUAUUUUCUAUGUAAUUUAUUUGUCAGAUAUCCCCUUCUUACACUUCUAAAGUGCUGCAAAAAAUGUUGGAGCUAGAUAAAUGCUAAUAAAUAUAAUACCUUGUGGCGUGAUGUAUUAAACUGCUGGAAGUAUCCAUUUUAAAUUGAGCAAACUAUGACUGCAGAGGGAUUUAUAUGAUCAGUGAAAAUACAUAGAUAGAAUGUGGCAUUCAAACUGUGAUCAACCAUUAUUAAAGGGAUUAAUGUGCUCUAGAAAGCUAUGCUCCCACCAUUACAUCGCCACUACCAACAGGGUAGAGUUCAUGGGGUUAAUGUCUUGUUUAUGAGUCUGACUCUAAACUCUGACUGUUUUAAAAGAAGUGACGAUUCUUCAUAUUUCCAGUCAUCAUUUGUUUCAUUUUAGCGAUCUCUCGCUUGCUGAAGCCUUAUCGUUCUGUUCUUAGCUAGCAAGGUUUUAUGCGCUGUGAUUUCACAGACUGAUUUAUGCACAGCACUGUUGCAGAGAAUAGUUAUUUAAGUAUUUGUAACUUUUCGGUCAAUGUUAAAGGUUUUACACUCACAAACCAUUUGCAGAAUGAAUGCUUUUAGUUAAUCACAGUGACUCUCUAAACCUUAUCGCCUGCACUGCUUGGAAAUAUCACGAGAUCCACCAACACUCAACAACAAUCACAGAGCUUUCAAACUCUCUUUGUUCAUUGGGUUUUCCCCAUUUAGUGUUUGGUCAAGCAACUGCUCAACUCUCGGCCAUCUGCGUGUUUUAUAUAUCAAAUGAAUGAUGUGCUCACCUAAUGAUGUGCUCACUCAGUGGAUAACUUUAAUCUGUUGCUACUCUACCAGAUCUUGCAGGAAAGUAUCAGAGUCCCUGUUACCAGUUUUAUGUCUUACAUGGUUACAUAAGUGAUUAAGUUGAAAAAAAAAAAGAUAUAUAAUUCUUACCAAUAGCAAUAUUUACACUGAUCAUCCACAACAUUAAAACUACUGACAGGCGAAGUGAAUAACAUUGAUUAUAUCGUUACAAUGGCACCUGUCAUGGAAUGGGAUAUAUUGGGCAGCAAGUGAACAUUCAGUUUUGAAUUUCAUGUGUUGGAAGCAGGAAAAAUGGGCAAGUGAAAAGAUCUGAGUGACUUUGACAAGAACAAAUAACGAUGGCUAGACGACAGGGUCAGUGUAUCUCCAAAAUGACAAGUCUUGUGGGGUGUUCCUGGUAUGCAGUUGUUAGUACCUACCAAAAGUGGUACAAGGAAGGACAUUCUGUGAUCUGCUGUCAGGGUCAUGGGCCCCCAAAACUUAUUGAUGCGUGUGGGGAGUGAUUACACAGAAGAGCUACUGUAGCUCAAAUUGCUGAAAAACAUUAUGCUGGUCAUGAUUAAAAGGUGUCAGAAUACACAGUGCUCACAGUUUGCGGUGUAUGGGGCUGCAAAACAGCAGACCAGUCAGAGUACCCAUUAUGACCCCUGUCCCCCACCAAGAGCACCUUCAAUGGCGACAUGAGCAUCAGAACUUGGUUCAAGGAGCAAUAGAAGAAGGUUGCUUGGUCUUAUGAAUCAUGUUUUCUUUUACAUCAGGUGGAUGGCAGGAUGCAUUGUUUACCUGGAGAAAAAAUGGCAGCAGCAUGCACUAUGGGAAGAAGGUAGGUCGACGGAGGCAGUUUUAUGCUUUGGGCAUGGUCUGCUGGGAAUCCUUGGGUCCUGGCAUUCGUGUGAAUGUUAUUUUGACACUACCACCUACCUUUAUUGCAGACCAUAUACACCCAUUCAUGGCCUAUUUCAGCAGAAUAUUGCACCAUGCCACACUGCAAAAAUUAUUCAAGAAUGGUUUGAGAAACAUGACAAAGUGUUCAAGAUGUUGAUCUCAAUCCGAGUAAGUAUCUCUGGGAUGCACUGAUACAACAAAUCCAAUCCAUGGAGGCCCCACCGUACUUGUAGGGCAUAAAGGAUCUGCUGCUAAUAUCUUAGUGCUAAAUAAUACAGGACAAGUUCAGAGGUCUUGUGAAGUCCAUGCCUCAACAUUUCAGAGCUGUUAUCGGCAGCACAAGGGGGACCUACACAAAAUUAUGCAGAUGGUUUUAAUGUUGUGGCUGAUCAGUGUUUGAUCCAAAAGGCAAAAUAAAAUCUGCAACAAACAACUUUUCAAUUUUGAGCCAAGGGGACACAUAGUGUUCUCGUGUCUGUGUGUGCCUGUGCUACAAGAUAAAAGAUACAAGGUUAUGGCACAGUGAUAUUCAGUUAUUACUAUGUGUCUUAUACUAUUCAGAUACACACAGAAAUGUUCUGAAAUAUAGCGGUUAAAUAUUAUUUUGAUAGUAUUUAUUAAGGUGAUCUAAAAGGUGACAGUUUUGUUUAUAUUAAAUUCCACCAGUUUUCACAGAAAUUUCCAUUUCAGAAGACCACCAGAUUAAGAUUCGCAAAAAAAUUGAUGAAUCAGUUGUGUCAGGGACAAAACAGAGCAUACUAAAAAGAAUAACAGUUAAGGGGGAAAAAAUCUGACAGAUUUAAUAAAUAUGCCAAAUAUGCCAAAAACAUAAUAAUAAAAUGUGUAGAAAAUUAGAUGGAAAAAAGUGACACUUUGAUAAACCUCUUCCUCAGACUGAUGACCACCAGGAACUCAAACAAUCCAUAAACUUUAGGGGCAGAACGAAGGAAGCAAAACGUUUUUCCCAUCUGCCGUAUACAUGGAGAGGGGGAGGGAUGUAAUUUGCAGCGGAGUUUGGGGAGCUAGUCUGGGGAGGGAGAGGGUUAAUCGGUAGUUGAAUGUGUAGAAUCAAAUUCAGACAGAUGCAGCUAAUUAAGGAAUGUAGGGAUCUAUUUUGGAGCAGAAAGGGGGUUGGUUAUCAGAUUUAUACAGGAGUUGAUAGAGAAUGUAAAAGUGCAUGGGAAUUAUGGGCAGAUGAUAAGUCCUGCUUAAGUAUGCAUGUAUGUAUAUGUGUUCGGCAGCUUGUGUAUGUAUGCACAGUAUAUGUAUAUAGCUAAAUAUUUGUAUGCUGUGUAGGUGGAAGUCAGUGUGACUUGUUAAAUAUGAGUGAAUGAACUUGUAUGUCUGAUACCAAGUGUGAAUAAUGGGGAGUUGCAUUGAUUAGGCUAUGCCUAGGGCACCCAAAAACAUAAAUACAUCACUGCAUAUACCUAUCCGCUCUAUAAUAAGAUUAGGAACGCGCUAUAGCUCGGUAUUCGUGAAAUGAGAAGUGCAAGCUCAUCACUGGUAUUCACCUUUUUUUGUAGAGUAGUGACUGAAGGAUAAAGCAGGGCUGCCACCAGAAAUUUUGGGGCCCCUGACACUGCCCACCAUCUGGGCCCCCCGGGGCCCGCCCUCCAAGUCAAUCCACAUGACCUGCCGCAAGUCUACCCACAUGACCCGCCCCCAAAUCCACCCACAGGGCCCAUCUUAAGUCCACCCACAAGGAUGAAGUGUGUGUUUACUGAAUUUGUUUAUGUGUGUAUAGUGGCUUAAGAAUGUGUGUAGUGGAUACAAAGUGCAUGAGUAAAGUGGAUACGCUGUUUAUAGUGGAUUCAGAUUGUAUGUUUGUGUAGUGGACAGAAUGUGUGUGUAUAGUGGAUGUAUUGUGUGUAUAGUGAAUGCAGUGUGUGUGUUUGUGUACUGGAUGUAGUAUGUGAAUAGUGAAUGCAUAUUGCGUGUUUGUGUAGUGAAUGUAGUGUGUGUGAGUAUAGUGAAUACAGUGUGUCUGUGUAGUGGAUAUAGUGUUUGUGUGUAUAGUAAAUGUAGAGUGUGUGUUUGUGUAGUGGAAGUAGUGUGUAAAUAGUGACUGCAGAGUGUAUGUGUAGUGGAUGUAGUGUGUGUAUAGUGUAUGCAGAGUGUGUGUUUGUGUAGUGGAUGCAGUUUUUGUGUUUAUGUGGUUUAUGGUGUGUUUUAAGUGGUGGAUGAUGUGUGUGGUUGUGUAGUGGAUGCAUUUUGUGUGUUUAUGUAGUGGAUGAUGUGUGUGGUUGUGUAGUGGAUGAUGUGUGUGGUUGUGUAGUGGAUGAUGUGUAUGGUUGUGUAGUGGAUGAUGUGUGUGGUUGUGUAGUGGAUGAUGUGUAUGGUUGUGUAGUGGAUGAUGUGUGUGGUUGUGUAGUAGAUGAUGUGUAUGGUUGUGUAGUGGAUGUAGUUUGUGUGUUUAUGUGGUGUAUGAUGUGUGUGGUUGUGUAGUAGAUGAUGUGUAUGGUUGUGUAGUGGAUGCAGUUUGUGUGUUUAUGUGGUGUAUGAUGUGUGUGGUUGUGUAGUAGAUGAUGUGUAUGGUUGUGUAGUGGAUGCAGUUUGUGUGUUUAUGUGGUGUAUGAUGUGUGUGGUUGUGUAGUAGAUGAUGUGUAUGGUUGUGUAGUGGAUGCAGUUUGUGUGUUUAUGUGGUGUAUGAUGUGUGUGGUUGUGUAGUGGAUGCAGUUUGUCUGUUUAUGUAGUGGAUGACGUGUAUGGUUGUGUAGUGGAUGAUGUGUAUGGUUGUGUAUUGGAUGAUGUGUGUGGUUGUGUAUUGGAUGACGUGUAUGGUUGUGUAGUGGAUGAUGUGUGUGGUUGUGUAGUGGAUGAUGUGUGUGGUUGUGUAGUGGAUGAUGUGUGUGGUUGUGUAGUGGAUGAUGUGUAUGGUUGUGUAGUGGAUGCAGUUUGUGUGUUUAUGUGGUGUAUGAUGUGUGUGGUUGUGUAGUGGAUGCAUUUUGUCUGUUUGAUGUAUGUGUGUGGUGGAUGUGUGACAAAUGCUGCUGGGAGGCAUUUUGUUUUUUUUUUUAUGUAGAAUUGUUUGUAAUUAAAAAAAAUAAAAAGAUGUAUUCCCCCCUCCCUGCCUCUUACCUGUAGUCAGGGAGGGGGGACAAUGGAUUCCCUGGUGGUCCGGUGGCUCUGCGUGUUGGGCCAGCAAGGAGGAGCCCAGCAGACUCCCUCCUGCAGCCAGGACGCGAGCCCAGCAUGCAUUGCGUGCCGCGGAGCGUUGUCAUGACAACCCGCGGCAACGCUUUACUGCUGUGGCUCGCGAGAGUGCUGGAGGGGAAGGUAAGUAUAUCCUGGGCCCGCAGAGGCAUAUAUACAUAGCGGUACUUGCUAUAUAUAUAUAAAUAUAUAUAUGCAGAUUGAAGGGCUGGGGGCCCCUGCAUGCAGAAGAUUACCUGUGCAGCCGGGCCCCCCAGGACCGCCGGGCCCGUGACAACCGUCAUGGUUGUCACCCCCUGAUGGCGGCCCUGGGAUAAAGUAAUAAGUGAACAGGACGUUUCUGCUGUUUUUAUAGUGUCCCACACUUGUUAUUAAUAUGUGAUGCAUGCUGUUCAUUAUCUAGGCUGCUUCGGAGACUAGCAGUGUAGAGGAUAUGAUUAAUAAUUUGAACCUUCAGAAAUGUACUAGAUGCCUAUGUUUUGUUAUGCAAUCACGGCGGUGUAUCUGAUAGUCAAAACUAACAUUUUUUUUUCCACAGAUCUAUUGUAGGAAUUCCCAUCUGCGAAUCUCUCAUUCAGCUCAAGCCAAGGGAAACAUAUCACAUCAGCGUCAGAGCUGUGAAUGUGGGUGGCCCAAGCGAGAGUAGCAAAUCUGUUUCAAUUCACACCACAGGUAUUCCGCUACCACUACAUCUCCUUACGGUACAUAGCAGAGUUUAAACACCAGGAAAUGCUUCAAUAACAUUCUAAUUACAUGAUUUUGCUAUUACAUGAUGAAAAGUCAUGAUUUUAAUAAAGACACGGAGGCAAGUGAAGGGGUUGCCCAUAGGUGAUUAGGAGGGCACCCCAAACCGUCUGGGAAUCUGGGAGUUAAGUAGGGAAACCAGAAAAAACAAACAGAGUGAAUAAGGAGAAUAAGUGUAUAAAUGUAAGAGAUUAUAAAACAGUGUAAAAUUGCUUCAGAGUGUAAUAAAAGGUACUUAUCUGAUGUGGAGCAGCAAAGAAAGAGGGAAUUUGGAGGGCGGACCAGGCUAUUAUACUGGACACUAGGGGGGCGUGGCCUAUGUAUGAGGCAUGCACUACCUUUUGCUUUUUCAAUUCUGUUAAUGUUCUUUGCUGCUGUUGUGGACAGUAAAGAAAGGGAUAUGCAAAUACCAGACUCCGUGUCUUGUAAUAAAAUUGCAGUAUUGUAUGCACGUUGUUAUGGAAUUACUAUAUCUGGGACACUUGUUAAAUCAAACAUGGAUAUUAAGAGCAAUGGACAGACAAUAGACAUGCAGACAGAAAGAUGGAUCUCAGCUAAUUUUACAUCUGUCUUAGAUCCAAUAGCAGAGUCAAUUGUCCAACCAUCCUGGGUUUUUACCCCCAAAAUCACUUCUAGGAACAUCAGAGAAAAGUCCUGAAAAAAAACAGAGUAUCUGAGCUCAUGGUAACAUUUUUAGAUAGAAAGGAACUUUUUUGUCUACGCUGAUUGCUUCUAAUCUAGUAUAGUAGCAUAUAAUAUUGGACAUAACAAUAUGAUGUGAAAAAGUCUCAGACUGCAUCUAUAGAUCAUAAUGUAAAUAAAAAUGAAUCUCAGUAAAUAUAAUUCAAAUCCUUUUUGUUUCAUUUCACUGCACACUAUAUGUACCAUUCACUUGUGUCUUCCUCUCUUCUUUUAGAUUAGGAAUGGUGAAUUUAUAUCCAAACCUCUCUACACUCCUUUUGUCAUAGUAUAUAGUAUAGACUAGACAUGUGCAAAUCAUUUCAAAUUGAAUUUGAUUUAAAAUAUGUGGAAAUGUCCCAAUUCUGAAAAAAACAAACAAACCAAAAACGAACAAAUUUAGAAUGAAUGGAAACAGAUUAUAUUGGAUCCAUUCGUAUUCCUAAGGAUAGAAAAUUAGGGACUUAAAAGGACACCGUGGUCACCAGAACAAUUACACCUUAUUGUAGUUGAUCUGGUGAGUAUAGUACGAGUAUAGUACUGCAGGCAUUUUAAUGUAAACACCGCCUUUUAAGAGGAAAGGCAGUGUUUACAUUACAGCCUAGGAACAUCUCUAGUGGCCACUCCUCAAACAGCCACUAGAGGUGCUUCCUGGGGCACUGCUGCACAGUGUGCAGCACUGACAUUCGGUGUCUCUGCCCUCUGCAUGCAGACACUGAACUUUCCUCAUAAAGAUGCAUUGAAACAAUGCAUCUCUAUGAGGAGAUGCUGAUUGGCUAGGGUGAUUUUUAACUCCACCCUCUGCCCCACCUCCUUGGCUGAGAUCAUCAGAAUUGAUCAACGAAUCCAAUAUUUCUGAUGAUGUAAGCUAAUCGGUGCAGGGACAGAUGCGAGAAGCCCCACUCUGCGCUGAUAAAAGGUGAGUUUUAACCCUUUUUCUUUCCUGACAGGGUGGCUGAGCGCCUAAAUAGUGAUUUUAGAAUUAAACUGUCAGGAAUCCAUAAGAAAAAGGUAACCUGCGCUCUCUCCUAAAUCCCUAUGUAUAUUUAAACAAAUGGAGGUCAUUUAGUUGCUCCAAUGGUCAUUGGAGGGAAUGCCCGCCUGCCACGUCAAGGCAGACCCCUCUCAGGUUGGUUCCUACACUGACCCUUCAGCCUGCUUCCUUGAGCUUCUGGCAAAGAUAUCUCUAAUGAGACAGAAAGGGGUAUUUUUUAUAUACACCCCUAUAUACUUAUGAACCCUUAAUAGGGAACACAUGGGAUGGGCAGCAGCAUUGUAACAUAGCUGUGUGAUACAAAAAGUGAAUACAAAUACAAAAAAACAAAACACAAGCCCUGCACUCAAACUCCCACUACUAGUAGUGGGAGUUUGAGCGCAGGAUUGGUUGUUUUUUAUUUCAAAUUUGUAUUCACUUUUUGUCCCCCAGCCCCUCAUUGCAUCUUAUCCCCCCCUUUGUCUCAUUCCCCCAUUCUCCUAUGUGUCUCAAUUCCUCCCCCCAGCUCCUCUACAUCUCAUUCCCCCAAGCCCCUCCAUGUGCUUAUUUCCCCCCAGCCGUCCAUGUGUCUCAUUUCCUCUCCCCUCUCCCCCAUGUGUCUUACCCACCAGUGUUAAUUUUGGCUGCAUAUUUCACUUUAGUUAUAGUCUUUUGGCUAAAAAGCCAUUUUUGUUUUAGUUGUAUUUUAGUCAUCUGAAUUGUUUUUGUUUUGUUUAGUCGACUAAACCUAAAUAAAAUUGUUAGUCAACAAAAUUAACACUGGUGCAACAGAGGUAGGUAAGAUGACAACAAAAUUACUUUUCAGAUGAAUAUUAAUUAUAAUAUUUUAUAUGGUGUAUUUUGCCAGCAUAAUAACAUAUUUCUUGUAUCUCUAUUGCUGGAGAUUGUAUAAACAUGCAUCUUUAAACUAUAGCAACAGACUUAAUUUUAGGCGCUUAAAUAACACCAAAUGUUGCAAAUCACAGUUUUCUUAAAUUGAACUGAGCCUUCAGCCCAUCUGGUGUAUUUAUAGAGCCACAUUGACAUAAUUACAUCAUCGUUAGUGACACUUGAGUUCACUUAGAGCUAUUUGUACAAGUUAUGCAAAUUGAAAAGCCCUUCUAGGACAUUUAAAAAAGUAAAAUAAAUUCUCAAUCUGCUGGAGCUUUGGUUGUAAAACAGCAUUUUAUUGUGGAUUUUUAUAUUAUGAAUGGUUAUAAUGUCUACGUAACUGCUCUUUCAAUUCAGAUUGCAGAUAGCCUAGUGGUUGAUGCAAAUUCUGCUAUUGCCCAAAACCACUUCAUCAUAUGCUGAAAAUCAGUCGUUUUUUCUUUAAAGGGACAUGCAUCUCUUUUAUUUAUUUAUUUUUUAACCAGCAAGCAAACACUUUUAAACAACUAUAAACUUAAUGUAAACUUGGUCAGAUUGCAUUGUUGGGCACACCUCAAAGCUAUGGUCAGUUUCUUCAACAGUCUGCAAAGCUAAAAUGAAUGAAUGAGACAGCUGUCUCAAAAUGGUGCAUACUUUAACUUCCUUAAAUUAAAAAAAAAUAUCCAUUCCAAUGUUCUAAACAAGAUCAACGAUAUACGGAGUGAUUUAUUGCGCUGUAGUGCCUGUUAAUACUUCAGGGUUGCAGGUUUAAUUACAGUCUAUCCAGUACUUCAUCUUUUGAAUCUUAAAUCGACACUAUAGGCAUCAAAACUACAUUAGCUUAAUUAAUCAGUUUUGGUGUACAGUUACAGACUGCCUCUGCAGUCUGACUCUUUAGUUUUCUAUCAAAAGGAAUAGAAGAAAUUAGACUUCGGCACGGGAGAAAUUUUUAUUUUUGUACGAAAAAAAAUGUUGUUUCGUCAGAAUCAAAUUUCAUCCAUUGACUGCAGCCGUUUAACAGAUAGCUCCCUAAAUCCCACAAGUAUUAGAGGGCUAUCUACUAAAAAGCUGAAAGACUAAAAUUGUUCUUUUAGCCAAUUUUACUAAUACUAAGUAAAAAAAUACUUAGUAUUAGUAAGUAAGGGAGGUUAUAACCUCCCUUCUACCCCUACUCAAUAUGUCAGUAGGGGCAUGUAAAUAAAGACCCUCCACCAAAUUCAAUAAAGGUGAACCUGACACAGGCCCUAUGCCCCAAAAAUGUAAAUAAUUAACAAGGGGUGUGUGUCAAACGCUCCGUCCCAUGCACGUUUGCCACAAACUCCUGGAGGAGUGUGAAAGCUGGCCUCCUGCCCACUGACUAGGGGUCCAGGUCUGAGACAUUAUUUGGGAGUUACCCUGUCCAGCCGCCAUUAUCAGCUUUCCCUGGGUGCUCCUGGUACGGCACUUUCUCUUCAUUCAAAUGGAACCGAACGCUAGCUCCCUGGCGGCCUUUCGCAUGAGCCAAACCCAUGAAUGGUCCUCAGCGGUACUUAGCUAUGGAACUAAUUUCGGCAUGAGGACUUAUAAAGCCUUCCCAUGCCAAGCAAUUUGACUCAGAGCGCUCUCAUUAGUUGGCUUAAGCCAACCAAUAAGAGUAAUCUGACAUGUAAAUCUUGAGACUUACCUGCAAGGCUCAAUAUUUAUUUUAUUAGUUCCCCUCCCUUUAUUACUUAGGGACCCCACCUGCCAGCAAUGAAUGGAAGUUGGGGGGAAACUAUAGGUUCCCCCCCCUUUUUUUCCAUGGUGCACCAAUCUGGCAGCAAUGGGUGGGGUUCCCCCCUAUAGGUUCCCCCCUUUAUUACUAAGGGCCCCCAUCUCCUGGCAAAAGGGGUGGAGGAUAGGGGCAAACAAUAGGCUCUCCCCCUUUUUUACUUGGGGCCCCAUCCAAAAUGGAUUGGAGCUGAGGGGGACACUAGGCCCAUUGUUUAGUUUAAUAGCCCUCACUCAAGGGGCACAGGUGUGGGCUAGAAGGGGACACUUUCCUAGCUGGAACCAGAGAGAAACCUCAGCGCUUCUGCCCCAGUCGCCGUGGCUCUAUCCUGGAACAGCGAUCUCCAGCACUUGAUGUGUCACAGCGUUGCCGUGGUAACACACGGUAGCGAUGUGUUUUGCCGGAGAUCGUGAGAUCUCUUUUCCAUGUACUGCAGCUCUGCAACCGGCGGAGCUGCAGACUGGAGGCAGUGGCAAAUUACACGGAGGGGUCUGGCACCCGGCGGCAUACCAGGCAAGCCGCGGGGAACCCACCUGGUGUCGGCCCUCGGUCCCUCAGUCAGCCAGGUUAAUCACCGGUUCGGCGAAUGUGUUACAUUUUAGUAACAGGUUGUCGAGAACCGACUGAAUCCCCCCACCGGUCAUCUCAUGCCGAAAACAGUUCCAUAACAUUCGCGGCUAAGUACCGCUGAAGAAACCUCAGGAGUGCCUGGAUAUUUCUUUCUUCCAUCUGGUGUCUCCAUAGAUUGGCCCUCCCUUUCUGGAGUACCCUGCACGAAGUAUUCCCUUUUUUUAGUGUGUGCAGUAUACAUUUGUUUGCAUUGUUUUGCAAACAACUGUAGUUGGAUUAUUUUUCAUGGUCGGGAUUGAUACUUUUUUUUUGCAUGUUUUUUUUUUGCUUUCGGGUCUUUUUUAAUUUUAUUAAUUUGACAGGAUUUACCCCCACAGAAUAACUUCCUACACAUUUACACACUGCACACACACACACUGCACCCACAUAAGCACACACUGCACCCCUCUCUCACACACAGAUACACAUUGCACCCUUCACACACACACACACACGCAGACUGCCUCCCUCACACGCACACUGCACCUUUCACACACACACACACACACACUGCACCAUUCACACACACACACUGCACUCCUCACAUACACACACAAACUGUGCCCCUCACUAGGGGAGGGCUGGCAGCCUUAGGCCUGGAGGCCAAAUCCAGUCAAGUGGCCCAUUGCACCACCGAAUCAGCUCACCAUCCAUGACCACUUUUUCCUGGUUUUAUAAUGGAUAUAGGUGUAGUCCAUGUAUCAAGCACGUUUUGUAUACAGCGAUGGGAUUACCAUCCCAUACACCGUUACCAGGGCUUGACAAAUUUAAUUGGAAUCUAGAAGCCAGCUAAAAAAGUUAGGUGUAAAGUUUUCAAUGUCAAAACUAAAAUUUUGAAGGGACACUGUAGUCACUAGAACUACUACAACUUAAUGUAGUUGUUUUGGAACCUUUAUCCUGUCCCUGCAUGCUUUUUAAUGUAAACACUGACUUUUCAGAGAAAAGGCAGUGUUUUUAUUGCUGCCUAGUAGUGGUUGUAGUCUUUAGUAGUGAUCGGACCCUGGGCAAGCAUCUGCUUGGGCCCUGUGGAUCCUGCCCCCCCCAUGGCAUCAAUCCAACCUCUCCCCCUCACCCCAAAACAAAAACAAAAAGCACACACACACACACAUAUAUAUAUAUAUAUAUAUAUAUAUAUAUAUAUAUACACACAUAUAUAUAUACACACAUAUAUAUGUUAAACACAAUUAUAUAGCUGGUUUAUAAAAUAUAUAUAUAUAUAUAUAUAUAUAUAUAUAGCUGGUUUAAAUUAUGAUUUUAUAUAUAUAUAUAUAUAUAUAUAUAUAGCUGGUUUAAAUUAUGAUUUUAUAUAUAUAUAAAAAUAUAUAUAUAUAUUUGGUUUAACUUUUUGAUAUAGAUAUAGAUAUAUAUAUAGAUAUAUAUACGAAAACAAGGGGCUGGCUGCACUCACCUGAACAUGCUUAAAUGGGGUGCUGCUGGGGGCCAAUAAGUACAGUAAAAGUGAAAAUCCAGCGCACUCCCUUAUCUACUAAACAGCUACUUUGGUGCUGACAGAUUUUGCUAGUUUUAUUAAAAACACCUAAUCUAGGCAAAAAAAAUAAUGGGGAUUUAGUUACAUUAUAUGAUCAAACAUUGCGUAAUGUUAAUUUUUACUAUAUAUAUAUAUAUAUAUAUAUAUAUAUAUAUACUUUAUCUACUUUAUAUACUAUUUAUGAAAUAUAAAUAUUAUAUAAACCAGCCAUGAUUUUUAUAUAUAUAUAUAUAUAUAUAUAUAUAUAUAGUAUUUAUAUAAGUAUAUGCUGGGGGGGCUGUGUAGGUGCUGGGGGUGCCACAGAGGAGGCUUGGUGGGUGGCUGGGGGUGCCAGAGAAAGGCUUGGUGGGUGGCUGGGGGUGCCAGAGAAAGGCUUGGUGGGUGGAUGGGGUGCCAGAGAAAGGCUUGAUGGGUGGCUGGGGGUGCAGAGAAAGGCUUGGUGGGUAGCUGGAGGUGCCAGAGGGGAGGCUUCGUGGGUGGCUGGACUGGGGAUGCUGAGGGUUGCUGUGUGUAGCUGGCCGAGGGGCUGCACAUACCUGUGUCCAAUACGCGUUGGAAUGGCUGCACACAUGGGAGGGAGGUGGAGACUGCCACCGCAGUCACAGUGAGGCCCUAGCGUGACUGUCUUUGUCCUAGACGUCACGCCACAUGUAGGGGAGGAGUGGAGGAGAAGUGAUUGCUGACAGGCAGCCUGGCGUGAGUGCUAAACGUGCUCAUAAAAAAGAUAUUGCAGGUGUAACACAGGCACCUGGCAACCCACGCAGCCCUGGAUAUAGGGCAGCCUGGGGGGCAAUUGCCUCCCUUCCCCCCGUCCCAGCCCGCCCCUGCCCCUCACAUGCACGCUGCACCCUUCACACGCACACUUCACCCUUCACACACACACUGCACCCCUCACACACACGCUGCAUCCCUCACACAAGCACGCUGCACCCCUGACACGCACACUGCACCCUUCAAACGCACUCACACUGCACAAUUCACACUGCACUCCUCACAUACACACACACACUGCACCCCUCACACACACACACUGCACCCUUCUUACACACACUGUAUCCCUCACACACCACACCUCUCACUCACACACUUUACUCCUCACACACACACACUGCAACCCUCACACGCACACUGCGCUCCUCACACGCACAUUGCGCUCCUCUCCUCACACGCACACUGCACUCCUCACACGCACACUGCGCUCCUCACACACACACUGCACCCUUCACACACACACUGCACCCCUCACACACACCAUAACCUUUACUCACACAUUGCACCCCACACAUCACACUUACUACUACCCCUAUCCCCUACUAUAGUCCCUUUCCCUUAGGACAGCUCCUAUCCUGGCAGACCGAGGUAAGGUGUCAAACUGUUCUUAAAUGGUUUGACUACUUACUCUUGGAGUGUGCAAUGGCACUCCAGGCACCAUAACCAAUACAAAGAGCUGUAGUAGCUAUUGUGCCUGGAAGGUUCCUACCAGUGCCCCUCCCAAAAUUAGGUUCUGAAUCCGCCCCUGCUGGAGGAGGGGAGGAAAUGGGGAAUGGUCUGUAUGAAGGAUUGGCAUGUCAGCCUGGAAUGAAUGUGCUCCAGACUGCGCGUCAAUCAUCAAGGCUGGCCCACUGAGUGCAGACAACGCAGAGAGCACUGUUUUAGAGCUCCUUGCAGGAUCCUGGGUGUAGCAUAAGUGCAAGCAGGUUGAAUUAUGUGAUCACACUACACUUUUUUGAGAAUAGUUGUUCCCUGGUGGCCCCAAAAGCUAUACAAAAAGGAACAAAGUGUGAUGGUAAGACAGGACCCCAAAAUUGUGUAUGUCGGGAGGUAUGGUACUCUAUGAGCAGCGUUUGAUCAAGAAUAGAGUCUGACUUAGUUCUCACGGUAAAAGUACCUCUAGAAGUAUGCUUAACCCUGUGUUUUACUCUGCAAUUUAACCCCUUCAGGACGGGUGACGGACAAGGUCCGUCAUCCAGGGGAAACCCUUAACAACGGGUAACCUGGCUGACUGAGGGACCGAGUUAACAUGGACACAGCGUAAAACUUCGAAGUUAGAAAAAAACUGAAUGGCUGUGUCUCAAAUGUGCCCCUUCAACAUCCACAUAUACCUGGCAAAGGUACAUACGAGGGUAUUGCUGUACUCAGACGACAUAGCUGAGCAACAUAUGUAGUAUUAUACAGUCGUAGCACACAUAAGGUUUGCAAAAUAUACUGUGCAAACUCACUUUGUGUGUCAAAAAGGCAGAAAAAAUGCUUAUUACCACUACACUUGGUACAAGCUAGCGGAAAAAUGAUCCCACGCUAAGGUUCAAAAUAUGCCUUUUGAAAUACCCUUGGAUGUGUUCUUUAAGAAAUGGCAUGGCUAUAUGGUGUAUUUGGAUUAUAAAGCCUGGUAAAAUACUCUAAAAUGGGGAUGGGCACAGCGUAAAAAUUUAAAGUUUGAAAAAAACUGGAAUGGCUGUGUCUCAAAUGUGCCCCUCCGAUGUCCACAUAUACCUGGCAAAGGUACAUAUGGGGGUAUCCUUGUACUCAGACGACAUAGCUGAGCAACAUAUGAAGUAUUAUAGAGUCGUAGUACACAUAAGGUUUGCAAAAUAUACUGUGCAAACUCACUUUGUGUGACAAAAAGGCAAAAAAAUGCUUAUUACCACUACACUUGGUACAAGCUAGCGGAAAAAUGAUCCCACACUAAGGUUCAAAAUAUACCUUUUGAAAUACCCUUGGAUGUGUUCUUUAAGAAAUGGUAUACCUUUAUGGUGUAGUUGUAAUAUGUAGCCUGCUCAAAUGCUCCAAAGUAGGACACGGACGCAUCAAAACCCUCCGUGAAAAUUCACACUUAAAAACCUGAAUUUGUCACAUCUCUUUUACAGCACUGUAACUUCACAAAAUAGUGUCUAGGUCAUACAAUGGGCAUAUCGUUUUACUCAGAAGACUUAGCUGAGCAUAAUUUGGGGGUUUUAACUUAGUGGCACAUAUGAAAUAUACAAAAUGCCCAGCAAAAAUGUAAUCCGUAUGUAAAAAAUGCCCAAAAUUAUUUUUUAACACAUACUUUGGCAUAUAUUGGUGAAAAAAUGGGGGCAUGUUAAGGCACCAUAUGAGAUACUCUGAAGUGUCUACUUUUACAAAUGGUAGGCCUUUGUGUUUUUUUUUUAAACAGUCAAACUGCUAUAAUACCCCAAAUUGAAGCAUAGGCCCAUUAAAUCCGUCUCUCAAAAUUCUACUGUAUAUACUGAAAAGGACAGGUCUCCUAUAUGGCACUGUAGCUUCACGAAAUAGUGCCAAAGAUAUACAAUGGGGGUAUCGUUGUACUCAGCAGAUGUAGCUGAACACAAAAUAAAGUUUUGUACAAAAAUAGCACAAACCAACUUUACAAAAUACACAUGAGAAGUUCUUUGUUAUAGGUUUGUGCGCCAAAAACCAAAAAAAACCCCCAAAUUUUACUCCAAUAUUUAUCAGAGAUUGGCGGUGAAAUGGCUACGUAGAAAGUGUCAAAACAAUCUUAGGUAAAUAGCCCGUGAUGUCUACUUUAUAUAAAUAUAUACUUUUGUGUGGCAAUUUUGUUUUCUUUUAUGGCUAUUAAGCUUACAAGACAAACAUACCAAAUUCUAAAAUCGCUCCAAAUUAAAAGUUUAUUUUACUCCUUGUGCUUUGUGACCUGUAACUACCAAAAAAACUUAAAAUCCCUGACACAUUAUAUAUUCUGUAAAUCAGAACAACUCAAUGAAUUUAUUUUUAAUUACUUUCUUUAACCUGCACUAAUUAUGCACACAUUAUUAUUGCAAAAACUGUUUUUUUAUAAUAAAUAUAUUUAUAGCAUUUAUAUAUUUAUAUAUUAUAUAUAUGUUACAUCAAAUUAAAGCCCUUUCUGUCCUUUAAAAAACAGUAUAUAAUAUGUGUCGCUGCAAUAAACGAGAUGCAAAUUGCAGUUGAACGCAAACAGCAAGAAAAUGCAAAAAUUGUGUCAUUAAGCGUAAGACAAGGUUCUGAAGCUGUGUCCUUAAGGGGUAAAACAAUAGAGGCACUGUACCCACACCCUUUUAUUAAGAUGCAGUUAUCUGGGUGCAUUUUCUUGUACAUUUAAGCAUGAUUGUUAUUGGUGGCUUUGUAACUGGUUAAGGCUCAUUGAAAAAUCAGACUAAUGAUAAAAUAUACACGGUGAAUUACAAAAAUCCUGAAUUUUCAAAAUGAAUUUCUAAUUUUAGAAUAAAGAGGAGAAACUUUCCAAGUGCCUACUUUGGCAUAAAAAUGUAUAUCCACUUUGGAUUCCAGACAAUUCCCAGCUUAGGAAAUAACCCUGUACAUUUUAUCAUCUGUCUUCUGUCUGAGUUUUCAAUGUGCCUUACCAAUUACUAAGUUACCAAUUACUUGUAGUCAGUUGCUGCCACCAUUUUGUUACCACACUUGCUAGUAUAUAUUUUUUGCUUAUUUGAGAAAAUACAGUCAUCACAUGCUGCAGGUAACAAAGGUUGUUACAGCUUAAAUUCCAGAACAACCAUCACAUGUAUUGACUCUAGGUAUUAAUAACUCACAUCAUGCACCAGUGCUGAAAUAAAGGUGCAUAACAGAUUUCUAUUUCUUCACCCAAAAAAUGUAUUUUUUUAUUUUUCUAAUUCAGUAUUAACCCCUUCAGGACCGCUGACAGUUCAGGACCGUCAGCGGUAAAAUGUGCGUUUGGACCGCUGACAGUCCUGAACCGUCAUAGCGAAAAACGGGCUGUGGGAAGCGAUCAAAGAUCGCUCACGCCGGUAUAACGCUAAAAUUAUCUGCCAGACAUCCCAGGCAGAUAGUAACAGCCAAUUGUGGCGUGUGAGCGAUCCGCGAUCGCUCACAAUUGGCUGCUGUCAAAAUGGGUGUUACAAACACUUACUUUGACAGUGAUCUCUGCCCCUCUCUCCUCUGUUGCGUUUUGUGAGGCGAGAGAGACAGAGAUCGUGAUAGUUUGUUGCAGCAAAAGUGUUCCAGAGCUUUAUACAGUAUCUAAAGUGAAUACAAAAUCCUUUUUAAGCACUUCCCUGCCAGAUCUGUUACAGCAGUGCAUUUGUACUGUCUGUAUUUAUUUUUAUUUUUUUGCCCUUAAAGGGUUGGAUUUGUUUUAAAAAUUUGUGUCUUGGUCUGUUAUGGUCUGUCUUGGUCUGUCAGUCAGUCAGCUUCCUUCCCUCAAAUCUCCAUUAGAUUUUUGUGACAGGAGUUAGUUUAGGGAUUGCUGUUUAGUCUGUUUUAGUGAAAAAAAAAAAGUAUACAUUUUUUUUUGUGUCUUUGUAAUUUGUUUUAGUCGUGUGUAAAACAUGCAGCGUAUGUAUAACUUGCAGGAGGCAUAUGCCUUCUUGGCAUCAGACUCUGACGCCACUGACACUGCGUCAGAUUUUGACACAGGUCUGUUUUCUGACACAUCUAGUCAAGACGACGUCAUCUGUGUGAGAGCCGGCUGAAGAAAGAAGCUGUGCUUCCUCUGCUACGCCGAAUGUGGAGGAGGACUGGGUACCUCCACAGUUAGCCGAGCCCAACGCAGGCAUUAAUGUUAAUGUGGAUGACUUCUCCCCAAUGCAGUAUGUAGAACUUUUUUUAGGGGAUACCAUCUGGGAGGAGAUUGCUUCCCAGACUAACUUGUAUGCUACCCAAUUUAUUGAUAACAAUCCAGGUAGCUAUACAGUCAGGGAGCAUGACUGGCAUCCCACAGAUGUUCCAGAGCUUAAAAAAUUCUGGGCUCUUACAAUGCUCAUGGGGAUUAUAAAGAAGCCAUCGAUUCGCUCAUACUGGAGCACCAACCCAAUAAUGUCUAGUCCAGUAUUCGCCCAAACCAUGCCUAGAGCCAGAUACGAGUUACUGCUGAGAUUUUUACAUUUCAGUGACAAUAUCCUCUGUCACCCUAGAGAUCACCCCCAAUACGAUAGGACAAAUUUUCGGAUGUUUAUACCCCCCAACAAAAUUUAUCCAUAAAUUAAUCUCUAAUGAAAUACAAAGGGAGAUUAGGGUUCAGACAAUACAUCCCCUCAAAGCGCUUGGUAUGGCAUAAAAAUGUACAAACUGUGCGAGAGCGAAAGUGGAUACACGUUUGCCUUUCGUGUAUAUGAGGGGAAAGAUGGUCAACUGGACCUUCCUGACUGUCCUGACUCCCUGGGGACAAGUGGGAAACUUGUAUGGGACCUACUAAACACCUUGUUUAAUAAAGGUUACCACCUUUAUGUGGAUAAUUUUUAUAGUAGUGUCUGUCUGUUUAAACCAUUUAUGGUUUACAGACACUGGCCUGCGGCACUGCCAGAAAAAAUUCCAAAGACUUUCCACGAUCUCUCAUAGAGGCAAAAUUUAAAAAAGGCGAAUGUAAAGCACUUUGCAAAGCUGAAGUGCUUGCACUAAAAUGUAGGGACAGGAAGGAUGUCAACAUGCUAACCACCAUCCAUGUCGAACACAUGUCAGACGUCUCUGUCCAGGGCAGAGUAGAGUCCAAACCAGUUUGCAUCAGGGCGUAUAAUAAGUACAUGGGGGGGGUGUUGAUUUGGCUGAUCAGCUGACGCAGCCAUAUCUUAUUUCAGGAAAAACCAAAGCAUGGUAUAAAAAGGUGGCUAUCUAUCUGAUGCAGAUAGCAACCCACAACUCAUUUUUGCUUUUUUUAAAAAAAAUAAUCCAGGGAAAACUACCUUUCUCCAAUUUCAGUUGAAAAUAAUUUCUUUAACAAUUUAUGGAGAUGGACAAGUUCCAACAACGGUGCAAGCUGAGUCCAGACAUUUUAUUUUUAAGUUACCGCCAACUGCUAGAAACCCCCCCCCCAGAAACGUUGCUGGGUCUGUUUUAAAAACGGGAAAAGGACAGACACCCCUUUUCACUGUCCUGAUUGCCCUUCAAAACCAGGACUGUUUGUGGAAACAUGUUUCAAGCUGUACCACACAGAACAGUUGUAAGAAGUGUUUCUGAAUUUUUUUUUUUUUCCUUUGGAAAGCCGCCAUUUUUUAUUAGUCAGUUUCCUUCCCCCAAAUCUCCAGUUAGAUUCUAUUUGCAGCAGUCGGUUUAAAGAUUGCUGCUAAAUGUACAUUUGCUACCUGCACAUUUGGUCUAACAAGUUUUCUGGCAGUAACACAUAACCAGCUGGCCAAAACCAGAUGACGUGUGCAUAAAAACCAGAAUUAAAAAAUUACCACUACACUUUCUUUGGGGGGCAAAAUGGUUGGGGGAAAGAAGUCAAAACACCCCAUCUUCUAUAACCUUUGAUGUCCACUUUAUAAAAAUAUAUACUAUAUAUACUGUCAUCAUGGUAACAUUAACUGGGGGGUGCAAAAAUAUGUCAAACUGAAGAUAGACCAAGCAUACCUAUAUAUCAAGUUGAAAAACUGGCAUGUACAAGUUCUGAUUGUUGCCUUUUGGCCCCAAAACAACCCAGCAACCCUAUACAUGGGGGGUAUCACUGUACUCUGGAGAUGUUGCUGAACAUAUUGGGCAGUGUUUGACAGUGACACAUAACAGGAUCUGUUAAUUCAUGCCUAAAGUACAAUGUGUGUGACAAAGAAACAAAAAAGAUUACUACCCAAAAGUUUGACAAAGGCUGGUGGUAGAAUUCAGUGCAUGAAAAGUGUUAAAAUACCACGAUUUAAAAUACCCUGGGUUGUUUACUUUUCAAAAAUAUAUGGUUUGAUGGGGGUAAAAUACAUUGGCUCAAAUGGGACAUGGGCGCAGGUUGAUUACAUGUCAAAAUUCCAAGUUGGGAAACUGAUAAGCGCACCUGCCAAACGUAGCCUUUUAGCCCCCAAAGAACCCGACAGGCCUAUGAAUGGGUGGUAUCACUGUAUUCAGGAGAUCUUGCUGAACACAUAUUGGGGUGUUGUUUGGCAGUGACACAUAACAGGAUCUGUUAAUUCAUGCCUAAAGUACAAUGUGUGUGAAAAAAACAGAAAAAAAAUUACUAACUAUGUUUGACUAAGCCUGGUGGUAGAAUUAGUGCAUGGAAAGUGUUAAAAUACCACCAUGUGAAAUACCCUAGGGUGUCUACUUUUCAAAAAUAUAUGGUUUGAUGGGGAUAAAAUACAUUGGCCGGCUUCAAAAAUGUGCCAAAUAGGACAUGCAUGCAGGUUGCCUACAUGUUAAAAUUCCAAGCUGGAAAACUGAUAUGCGCACCUGCAAAGUGUGGCCCUUAAGCCCCCAAACAACCCAACACAUCUAUACAUGGGGGGUAUCCCUGUACUCGAGAGAUGUUGCUGAACACAUAUUGGGGUGUUGUUUGGCAGUGACACAUAACAGGAUCUGUUAAUUCAUGCCUAAAGUAUAAUGUGUGUGAAAAAAACACACACAAAAAAUUACUAACUCAAUGUUUGACAAAGCCUGGUGGUAGAAUUAGUGCAUGGAAAGUGUUAAAAUACCACCAUGUGAAAUACCCUAUACCCUAGGGCAGGGGUAGGCAACCUACGGCACUAGUUUGUGGUAAAAUGGCUGCAUAGAAAGUAUCAAAAUAUUUGUAGAUGAAUACCCUGGGUUAUCUAGUUUAAGAAAAAUAUGUACAUGUGGGGUGUUUUUUUGGGAGAUUUAUGACAUAACAGUGUUACAAUGUCACUAAACUCAGGACAAAAUUUUGAAUCUAUUUAGCAGUUUGUUUCAUUCGAUUUUGUAGAUCAGUAAAAGAUUUUUUAAGUAAAAGUCAAAAACAUGUUUUUUUUAUUUUUCACCAUAUUUUAUUAUUUUUUAAAUUAAAUUAUAUGACAUGAUAAAAAUAAUAGUAUGUAAAGAAAGCCCUUUUUGUCCUGAAAAAAAUAAAUAUAAUUUGUAUCGGAACAGUAAAUGAUAGAGUGGAAAAUUACAGCUAAACACAAACACCACAAAAGUGUUAAAUAGCUAUGGUCCUUAACAUACAAACAUCGCAAAAACAGUCCGGUCCUGAAGGGGUUAAACUAUGUGGAUUAUAUUUUAGGUACAUUUUUUCAUCUGAAUGAAGACACAGCUCACCCUCUUUUGUCUAUUUCUGAUAAUGGAUUUACAUUAUCGUGUGAUGUGGAAGAAAGCCUAGCAGAUUUACCGUACACUUGCAACACUUUCACAAGGUAAGGAUUCCAACCCACCAAUAUCAAUAAUGUCCUCAUUAAGUCCUCAAUUAAUCUCCACGUAACUCAUAUAUUCUGUCUCUGAAAUAGGGUUGCCAUUUGCCACCUUUCUUGUGAAAAAUUACCUGCCAUGCUAAUUUGCAGGAUUAAUUAGAUAUUCAUGUCAUCAUAGGGAGUGACAUAAGAAAAUAAAAUACAUUUGGAAGGGGAGAAUUCUCUUAUAAUGGCAGCUUGGGGGCAGCCUCAGCACAUAGUAACAAAAAUACUACCUUUUGCAUAGCUGGUAUUUUUGCAAUACAGGUCAACCAGCCUCAAAUACUGUCUGUGGUGUAAAAUACCAUCAGGUGACUACACUACUCUGAACGGAUUUCAAUUUUUACCUUGUCCUGCGAUUUCCUUGGUUUGCUGCAAACAAACCACAGCAAAUGAUUCUGUGUAGGACAAUGUAGACCUACACUAUCUACCCUCUAUAUCCACCUUGUAAAUAGACUCCUUCAGCAGACAUGCAUAUACUGUUUAAGUCUGAGAAGCCUCAUUUGCAUAUCCUCACCCAUAAUGCUUAGCUGCUGUAGUUUUACUGCAUAUUGAGGAAACUAUUUUCUUUUCUUUCUUGGCCAGUCACAGGACUAACAGCAUAGGUGACUUGAGAUUUCUUCCAGUUUGGCUAUUUUGGCCUUAGAUUUGGAAUUUACUUGAAAUCCCCACUAUAGUGAAUAACCCGAUAAUGCACUACAAUUUGGAAGUUGGGAAACAACCAUGUCUGUCCCGGAUGAUAGAACAAAUGUUUAAUCUGGUCAGUUUGUCUGUAAAUUGCUAUUUUAUUUUUUUACAAAGUCAGUAAGGUAAAUAUAUUCAGUGCUAAUUUCUCAAUGAGCCGGAGUCAUGUCCUAUAUAACAAUCCAUUUUAAUUCUUGGUGUUAUGGAUUUGCAGAUAUUAAUUCUGAGAAUGACACAUAGUAACGCAGUUCUUAUUGGCUUUAUAUUCUACAGAUGCAUUGCUGUUAUGGCAAAUCUCAUCCCAUACAAAGGGAAGCAUUACUGGGAGGUGGAGCUGGACGAACACACAGAAUACCGGGUGGGAGUUGCCUAUGAUGAUACAAACAAAAAUGGACUAAUUGGUGGCAAUAAUACAUCUUGGUGUUUCCGACAUGUUCUCACACCAGCCAGGUACACAAUAAAUCUUUGUGUGAACGCUAUGGCUGUUUUCCCUCACGUGGCAUCUUAUAAACCAGUGUUUCUCAACCUUUUACAGAUAAGUACCACUGCAGGUCUAAAAAUAUUCCUAAGUACCCCUGCCUGGAGAAAGUAAUUCUAUUGAUUUAAAUUCCAAAUGAAAGUGUAGACAUUGAUAUCUAAGUGAAUACCAUAUUGGAGAACAAGCCUGAUUAAAGGUGGUAAAGAAUAUUUUUAAAAUAAAUGUGACAUAAUUUGAAUAUUGUGUAUGAAAGGAGGAGUAUAUGAAGUAGUAACCUUAAGUAUAAACGUCAGAAAAUGAAAAUAUAAUAUGCACUAGGUACACACAGAGGUCACUGAAAUACAUAAACAAACGCACACACACAGCAGACACUGACAAACACGCAUACACAUUUACAAACAGAGGACACUGUCACAUGCUUACACACAGAGGACACUGACACACACAGUUACACACAGUGGACACUUUUACACACACACACUUACACACAUUUACACACAGAGAACACUGACACGCACAUACACAUUUAUAUACAGAGGAUACUGACACACACAUUUACACACAUAGGAAACUGACACACACAUUUAAAAACAGAGGACAUUGACACACACCAUCACUGACAGACACAUUUACUGACACACACACACAUUCAAUAACAGACAUACAUCUCUGCUGUAUCAGCCUCAUGGAGAGGGCCUUGUGAACUUGAUGUUAAACUGCUAGAGAGCUGCUUUUAAUGAAUGCACAACUUGCCAGUUCCUGAAAAAUCGAACAGGCUUUUAUUUCUAUCUUAUGAACAACACUUAGUAGGUUAGUUUAAAGAAACACUAACCUACUAAGUGUAUUCCUGAACCUAUAGUGUUAAAACACCAUCUAGCCCCCCUGGGGUGCAGUGUAUUUAUUGGGGGGCAGUGUGUGUGAGGGGUGCAGUGUGUGUGUAUUGGAAGGCAGUGUGUGUUUGUUGGGGGGCAGUGUGGGUGUAAGGGGGUCAGUGUGUGUGUAUUGGGGACAGUGUGUUUGUGUAUGUGUUGGGGCAGUGCUGUGUGUGUAUUGGAGCAGUGUGUGUGUUUAUUGGGGACAGUGUGUGUGUAUUGGGAGCAGUGUGCGUGUGUGUAUUGGGAGCAGUGUUGUGUGUGUAUUGGGGAGCAGUGUGUGUGUGUGUGUGUGUGUAUUGGGGCAGUGUUUGUGUAAUGGGGCAGUGUGUGUGUGUGUUUGUGUAUUGGGGCAGUGUGUGUAUUUAAGGAGGGUGUGUGAGUAUUGGGGGGAAGUGUUGUGUGUGUAUUGGGGAGCAGUGUGUGUGUAUUGGGGAGCAGUGUGGGCAUUGGGGCAGUGUGUGUGUAUUGGGGGUAGUGUGUGUGUGUGUAUUUAGGGAGGGUGUGUGUAUUGGGGGUAGUGUGUGUGUGUGUGUGUGUGUAUUGGGAAGAGUUAUUGGGGGUUGGAGGGCAGAUAAAUAAAUAUAGUCUUUUUUGUUUUGUUUUUUUAAUUUAAAUAAAUAAUUUUUAUAUCCCCCUCCCUUCUUACCUUUGCUGAGGGAGGGGAGGUAUUUCCUGUAAUCCCUGGUGGUCUGGUGGAUCACUGGUGAUCCUAGUGGUGAGAGUGAACUCUAGCCUGCAGCUCCUGAGGAUGUAAAGUAGAUCAGUAUUGCUGGAUGGACAAAAGUUAGGCUAAAGUGAUGACCAGAUGAGGAGCUCAAACAGAACACGUCUGGUCGCCAUGAAUGUCAGGCCCAACCCCCCCUCCUUAGCCUUUUAUUCAUCAUUUUGAAAGGAGAAAAGUAAGAGCGCAAUUACAAUAAACUCUUUUUGCCACCAUAUUUACCAAAACAUUAUGGUGUGCUAGUUGGCUCAGUAUCUCAUCUAUGCUGUCAGAGAAUUCCCCUUUGGGAGCCUGAUAGCUGAAUUGCAGACUAUUAAUAGUUACAGUAUUUUGAACUUUGAAAUUGAAAUUGAACUUUGUUAUAUUCAUUAAUCUUCUGAUAACGCGCAUGAUGUAUCAAUUUCAUGAAUUUCAUUAUUUAUUAACAGGCACAAAUAUGAAUUUUUACAUUGUGGAAUGUCACCAGAUAUUCGUAUUACGGUGCCACCAACGAGAAUUGGAAUCUUGCUGGACUACGACCAUCAGAAAUUGUCAUUUUAUAACAUGGAGAUUCUUCAGCACCUGUUUACAUUUGACUGCCAUUUUCAACACUUAGUGCAUCCAUGUUUUGCUCUUGAAAAACCAGGAACUUUAAAGAUCCAUAACGGUAUCCCUAUACCUCAUUCUGUGAAUUUAUUUUGAGAUUGGAGAAUAAAGUUUGUACAAUACUAUUAUCAUCGAGUUAAUGAUAGUCCUUUUCAUUUUAGCAAUCUGAUUAUUUACCAUGAUUACUCUUAAGGUCCUACAUGGAAAUGAAUCAACGUAAAAUCACAUCAUCAUUAGUGAUGUCCCGAACGGUUCGCCGAACGGUUCGGGAACGGUUCGCCACGGACUCAUCAUUGAGUAAACUUUGACCCUGUACCUCACAGUCAGCAGACACAUUCCAGCCAAUCAGCAGCAGACCCUCCUUCCCAGACCCUCCCACCUCCUGGACAGCUCACUAAGAAUGCAGCUUCACAAUGAAUGUAAAAUGGAUGCUGUCCAGGAGGUGGGAGGGAGGGUCUGCUGCUGAUUGGCUGGAAUGUGUCUGCUGACUGUGAGGUACAGGGUCAAAGUUUACUCAAUCAUGAGUCUGUGGCAAACCGUUCGUGGCGAACCGUUCGGCGAACCGUUCGGGACAUCACUAAUCAUCAUCAAUUUAUUAAUUUUUCAUCAAAUCAGUUCAAAGCAAUAUUCUCAACAGGUUAACAUUAUUUCUAUCUAUUCAAGCUAACUAAGUUCCGCUGGGAUUGUGCUUGAAGAUCUGCAGCUUUUCAGCCUUUGGUAGGCUAUCACAGUGAUAUGAAUUUAUGUAUUUAGAAAAGGCACAUUUAAAGGAAGACUGUAGGCAGUUUAACAACGUCAUCUUAUUGAAGUUAUUAUAGCUUUUAAAUUGCAAUUGCGAUGUCAUGAAAAAUGUAAUUUAAAGUGGAAAUAUUGCAAUUUCUAAACAUAUUCCAAAUAAAAACGUUGAAUUUAUUUAAUCCCACGUGUCCUUCCAUCCCCUUUUUAUUAUUUUUCUUUUCUCUUUUUGCAGUGACUUUCACAUGCUUCUUUUUCUUUUCUUGUUUUUUUUUGUUUCUCUAGCUACUCCCUGCUGUAUAUGUUUGCGAUAGGUCAUGUCUGUUUUUUUAAAUAUCAAACCCUGUGAAAAAUGAGUCUUCAUUUAAACCUGUGCUAGUAUUUCUUCCAUGCAAGCUUAGAUUUAAUCUGUUUAUUGUUAAGUAUCUUGGUUUGGAACCUUAUUGAAAUCUUAAUGUCUACGUGCUUAUGUGUUUUUUAGUUAUCUUUCCGUCCGUAUAAGUCCUUUUUACUUGUUGUGAAUAAAGCAUAUAAAAACAAAAA